This is a messenger RNA of Lymnaea stagnalis (great pond snail), 59863 nucleotides long. The record is from the annotation of a GenBank genome assembly. NCBI's taxonomy places the organism in Eukaryota, Metazoa, Mollusca, Gastropoda, Lymnaeidae.
AAUUAUUUAAUGCUUAUUUUAGACCUUGCUAUAUUUUGAAUUCACCAUGGAUAACAAUUUUGUAAGCGAUGAAAAUGUGCAGAUGAUUCUUGCAAUGGGGUUUCCUUCUGAAUCUGAGGUUCGAAGAGCCCUGCGCAUGGCUAAGAAUGAUCCAAGUGAUGCUGUUGCCAUUUUGACAAACGAACCACCCUCUUCAUAUGAUGGCGUUGAAGAGAUGGAUGUUGACCUAAAAGAUGGAACCAUAUCAUCAAACAGAUCGUAUGGACCCCAGUUGCCACCAUCUUAUGAAGAAGAAGUGUGUCAUGACACAGGUGGUCAGUUCACAACUAAAAAGGUGUGUUACAGUACAGUAUGCUCACUAUAGUACUAGUUUUUCUGACAACUUAUGGGUGAAGUAACUUUGCUAUACAAAGGGGCAUUAGCAUCAGUAAGCCCCAUGAUUUUAAAUGGCUAUCAUACUAUGAAGGUUACCCUCCCUCUCUCUUUUCAUACUUUUUCUACUGACUCUUACUCUUAGUCUUAGUGUAGCCUACUCUUUACUCUGACAUUGAGGGCCUAAUCCAGGCCUGCGCAACUUACAUGCGGCCCGCCAGCACCCACUUUGCGGCUCAUGAAGUAACAAAAUAUUCUUUAUCAUCAUUUAGUAUUUUCUUAAUAGUUUUCCCCCUUGUACUAUUUUCUUUUGGCUGGCAAAAAAGUUUUUCAUGAAGUAUUUCGGCCUGCAUUACAUUAUGAGUUGUGCAGGCCUGGCAUAAACUAUUGCAAAUAGUUUGUUUUGAUUUAGCAAAUACUAAGAAUUCAAAAUCGGCCAAAACUUUUUGUUCACAUUUCUAUGAAUGAAUGCCUUCAAAUUUACACAUAUUCUGUAAAUUUGAAGUUAACGGUAUGGGUUUGCCAAGAGUUGUCUCACCUAACUGCAGUGGCAUCACUUGGAGGAAUCCCAACACUGGACUCAUGGUGACGGGACAAUCGAUGGACCUGAACAAUGAGAAUGAUAACUUCCGGUUCUUCGCCAAGCGUUAUUUGCAUCAAAAAUAUAACCUGACGAUCAAUACAGUUAUUAUGAAAUAAUUUUUAAUGAAAUUUUCCAUUCAGUUUAUUAAAAUUCAACUUACAUGUUCCAAAAGAAAUAAAAAGGAAAAUCAUCCUUGCUGAGACUCCAAGAUCAACACCGGAAAAAGAUGUGCGCAUGGCUAAAAUGGCUGUUUUUUUAAUGGUUGAAAACAAAAUACCCAUAUGCCACCCAUUUAUAUAAUUAUAAUGUUGCAAUUUAGCGGGACAUAUCAACAUAAUUUUCUGGGGAGGGGAAACUCCCCCCCCCCCCCCCCCUUUCCCAAUUUCAAUACAAAAAUAAGAAAAAUAAUAAUGGCUAAAAUGGCUGUUUUUUUAAUGGUUGAAAACAAAAUACCCAUAUGCCAACCAUUUAUAUUAUUAUAAUGUUGCAAUUUAGCGGGACAUAUCAACAUAAUUUUCUGGGGAGGGGAAACUCCUCCCCCCCCCCCUUUCCCAAUUUCAAUACAAAAAUAAGAAAAAUAAUAAUUUCUAGAGAUGGGAGACCCCCCCGCCCUAUCUUUUAAGGCAUAAUUUCAAUCUUUUAGAAAAUGAGGGGACAAAACGUAUCAAAUAAAUACAUAGGUAAAUUUUGAAAUGUUUUGAGAAAUGGUACCUGGUGUUGACCUGGGGGACACCCAUCAUGACCUAAAUACCAUGGAAGACAUUGACGGCCCAGCCGCUAACUGCAUUUUAGUCCAAGUAUUCUUGUAUGUGGGAGUCUCGACAUGUUCCUGCAAUAGUAGGGUAUACCCUGUCUCUAUUUCUACCAAUUAUCAUUCAGCUAGGACAUUGUGGAUGAAAGAUAAAACUUUUCAUAAAUUACUUUGAUAUGCACUGACAAGCUGCAAAGGCUUAUGGCAUCACCAUACAUGACGCAUCUUAAUGAAGAUAGAUUAUCAGAGUUAUAUUGCUUAUCUUUGCUAGCUGUAUCUGGUAUCUAAUCAAUAUAAAAAGUAAUUGAAAAAAAAAUAUUAUUAAUAUCAAUUAUUAGGCCUACUGACACUAAUGUAAAUAAGACAGCUGACAUGGAAAAUUAAGAAACAGGUUAUGCUGCGACUUACAGUUAAGUUAUGCGGAUGUUAUUUUAUGGAUACCCAGUAACAGCAAUACUAGUUGAAAAAAUCUGGAGACAUAAUGAGACAUUGCUUAUUGUAAAAAAAAAAACUGUUAAAACUCACAUUUCACAAAUUUAUAGCUACCAGGAUAAAGCGAGAACUUGAUUCUGGUAGGCAUUAUAUUUAAUCAUUUAUUACAUAUCAAAGGGAAAAUUUGACAUGAAUGCACCAUUAAAAUAAUAAUACAGAUCUUUUAAUCUUUUGGAAUAGGCCCCAUGUUACCAGAAAUGGUCCUAGGGAAAGCUGCCACAACUUACACUCCUCUACCAGCUAAUUUGCUGAAUACUUAUAUUUAUAAAUGCACUCUAAUGUAGGCAGUUAUUUAAAUUGCAUGUGAAAUCUUUGCAUUCUUCAUCUGGAUGUUACUUGUAUAUUCAUUAUUAAUCUAAUCAUGCACAAGUAAUUAAAUGUAAUAAAAAUUAAUGUAUUCAAUUAGGCCUAGUCAUUGUGUAAAAUAUAAGACCAUGGUAAACAGGAGAACACAUGUAACAUAUAACAUGUUAGUUUGUGCUAUUUGAGUCAUAUCAAGAUAACUUGGAAAAUGACAGAAAAAAUAAGAGACAUAAUUGCACAUAAAGUCUAGUUAUUUAAUAUUAGAGCCCUAAACAUUGUCUUUAAUUUGUUACUUUGUCUCCCCAUCUCUGUCUAUUUUGUAAAGAAACUGUGCUGGAUGAGAAAAUGGGCACACAACCCUUAUAUUACAAAUGAGGGUGUACCAAAAAUGGACCUCUUGAGCUGUAAGGGAAAGACAACUCUUCUAAUAAAGAUCCAGCUAACACAGGGGUCUCAAACUCAAAUCAUCCGGGGGCCGCAAGAGGUAGAGUCUGAGUGAGACUGGGCCGCAUCAAGAAAAAAAAAAAAUGAUAUCAAAUUCAAUAAAGUACAACUGGUGCAGUCUGCUCAACCUUUAUUAAUAACAAAAUAAAACAUUAAGGGUUCUCAAGACCUAGGCUUCACUUUCUUCCCCCUACUCCUAGUUGCCAGAGACCUGGCAGAGUUUCUUCUUACACAACUGAGCAACAUUUGGCUAGAGUGAAGAAGCCACUGAGACCCUCAGUAUAGCUUGAAGAUGCUCAUCAGUAAUUUCGCCCUGAACUUUGACUUGUUAAAUUUCAUAGUUGGAAAAGAGCUUUUCAUACAGAUGGGUACUCCCAAAAAAGCACAUGAUCCGCUUGAGCAACCUGGAAAUCUUAGUGAAGGUGGAGUGCAACGCUCUCAUAAAUUGUCCAUGCUUGUCUGUUUCUCCAUUCACUCCCUUAACUUAGAAUUGCACUGAAGAUCAAUCCGCUCCAUUUAAAACGCAAGUUAUGUGGGGGGGUGUUAAAAAAAUUUGAAAAGUGGCACUGUGUGUUUUGAAAUCUAAAAACAUGCGAUCAUAUCCUUCCUGUAGCUUUGCAAUGGCAUCAGUAUACUCACUACUGAAUGAUGUCUCUAAAUCCAUGAGUACUUUUCAUUUUGGGAAAUGGCAGAGGUUUCUCAAAGAACCAUAACACAAGUCCGUGCAGAUUGCGCGACAUUGUCAUAGGCAACACUGACAAGCCACCCCUGAUAAGCAAUUUGGUUCACGUAGUACAGGAACAACCACCCCAUCCUUCUCCAUGAAGGCUUUGAAGGCUAAAACGUGUUCAAACAUUAGGCAGGAGCAGGCAAUAUUUAUGAAAUAUUGAUGUGAAGGCAGAUGCUAUUGUAGGGAGAAUGAAUUUUUAUUUUUUUUAUCGCAGAAAAGGGGCCUUUUUUGACUAAACCUAUUUUGAAGUGGAACCAAGCUGUCAUGCUUGAAAUUUCCCUCACUCGUUGACAGUAGGGGCACUUUUAAUAGGGAUUCUUUGAUGCUGUGGCUACGAUUUACACAAUUAUGGUUGUGCAUUACCCACUAACUGACUUUUAAAAUGUUUCUGAAAACCACACUUUGGCCAUGUUUAUUUCAUAAAAUGCUAUAAAAUAAAAACUUUUAGUCCGGUUUUGAAACAGUUUUUACCAUUAUAAUCAACGUCCAAAUCUAUGCAAACAUAAUAAAAAUCAGAAUUAGACUAGUCGUGAGAUUCGACCAAAACUGUCACGGGGAUCACAUUAUAGACAUGAGAACAGGGAAAACUCGCGGGCCGCAUUACACUAAAAUUUGCUGUCAUGUGGCGGGCAACAAAAUAUCUUCUUGUGGGCCCCAAAUGGCCCGGGGGCCGCGAGUUUGAGACCCCUGGGCUAUCAUGAAUCUCUUACUAUUUACUAAUUAAAAUGAUGUGGCAUGAAAUCAUGCGUUAGGCAUCCUGGCAAAUUGGAAAAUGGAAAUUACCAAACUUAUAAUAUUUUCUAAGAAACAUAGGCUGGAUGGAUUUUGUGAUGAGAAAAAAUUUCAUAACAGUAUUUAGUAAAACAAAGUUCAUAAUAAUUUGUUUUUACAUUUUAAUGUGUAUAAAGUAAUAAAUAAAUAUUUUGUACUUGGUAGACUGAUCAGCUUACUUGUGAAGCAGCAGCUAUGGAUGAAGCAAGCAACAUGGAAUUUCCUGUCACUAACCUCUAUGAAUUGGAGGGACGUGUGUUCACAGAGAUGUGGAAUAUUCCCUUUAAAAAAGAAGAAUCAUUAGGGAAAUGUCUUAUUGCUUCAACGCGACUUAUGGAAGCUGGUAAACAAAACAGAACUCUUUUUAAUCUUUUGAAAAUGUUACCUUGUUAAAUGGACACUUAUUAUAAAUUGACAUUUGUAUAAAGUUAGUAAAGAUUACAUAAAACUGUAUUAAAACAAGAGUUUCUGGCUUGCAGCAAGUCUGCUAGAUUUGUAAACACUUCAUGGUGCCCCUGUGAGGAAGUCAUGGCUGCGCAGGGUACUGUGGAAUACAGUUUUGGAACUUCUGUGUUAACCCAUUGUUUACUAAGAAUGUCACUUUAUCAAAACAAAUCAUUUCUCUCUUUCAUCAAUGUUUCUAAUGUCACAGGCAUGAUUCAGUUUAUUUACUUCUAUGAGUUUAUAUAAUCCUAAUAUCCCUAUAAGUUUAUAUAGUCCUAUAUAUUUAUUAUUUAUCCUAUGUGAUCAUCUUAAGAAUUUGCUGGGGAUUCUGUUUUUUAUAUUUGUUCAUUAUCAAUAUCAAUAGACAAUGUCUGCACUCUAGCAGGAAACCAUUAAUUUUUUAAUGUAAUAUAUUUUUUAACAUAAGUAAAAGCAGACUACUACUCUAUUCUCUAAAGGUUUAGCUGAGAGUGAUGAGCAUUGUAAACGCUUCAUUGACCGCUGCAUGCCUGAAGCUUUCAACAAGGUAAUGUGCACACUGAACCUACGACCCUACGAAACCCCACAGCAAUAAAAAAAAAAAUCCCAACGGACACACUUCCUGAUUAAACAUACAGGAAUUUUAAUUUCAUAGUUUUGGCACACAAUUAUCCAUUUUAGGGAUCUGAUUUUUUAACUUUUCACCUGUUGUUUUUUUAAUUUGUUAGAGAUACUUUAUUUUAAUAAAUGUCGCUAUAUAUAAAUUUAUUUAUUUUUUAAAUGGUAGUUACUGGAUGAAAAUAUGAAAAGUUCAUCUGUUUAAAAAGAAAAAUUAGUUUUGUCACAACGGUUUAUUUUCUUUUCAGCUUUUAACAUCCAAUGCUGUUCACAAGUGGGGUAUAGAGAUCCAAGAAGGCAUCUUUAACAUGCUUGGGUUGCUAAUAGAAUUGGUUGUAGCUUCCCUGAAACAACCUACUGUUCAUCCUAUUCUCAUGGACUGUCUAAAAUUGGUAAGAACUUUGGCUAUUCCAUCUUUUUUGUUACAUUGGAAUUAAUUAUUCUUUAUUGAUUAUAAUUUAAAAAAACAGUUGAGGCUGCUAAGAUUUUUCAAUGAGCAUUUGAAAUUGUGGGGUAAUAUUUAUAGAUGGAAAUGUGUUAAUCAAGGUUGGGGUAAACUUGAGAAACAUCAAUUGUGGAUGCAUGUUUUGGAAAUCAAUUUUAAGGAACUUUCAUACUUUUUCUCAUACAGUUUUUUUUCUCAGGCCUUUAGCCCAUAAACUGAAUUUUCAAUUAGUGAGUAUAUCUUUAUGUGUUCACUCAGGCCUUUAGCCAUGAUACUGAAUUCCAAUUCGUGUAUAUAUCAAAAUGUUUUCUCUCAGGCCUUUAGCCCAUAAACUGAAUUUUCAAUUAGUGAGUAUAUCUUUAUGUGUUCACUCAGGCCUUUAGCCAUGAUACUGAAUUCCAAUUCGUGUAUAUAUCAAAAUGUUUUCCCUCAGGCCUUUAGCCCAGAUACUGAAUUUCAAGUGAAAAACCAAAACAAGAGAGACAGUAGAAUAACAUGGGAGGAGAGGUUUGGGGGCACUGAACCACCAGCUACCAUUUCAUCAAGUGCCCACAAGAAUAAUAACGUAGGUUGACUUGAGAAGCAAUUCUUACAAACAAAAAUAAAUGCUGCCAUCACAUGUUAUUAUUAUAUUGUUUCAUUUAUUUUGAAAUAUAUUUUAUAUUUCUUAAGUCUUAAAGCAACAAAGCAUUUACUAAAACAAUUUACUUAAAUGAAAUUAUAUUGUCAUAAAAAUUGUAUUCCACCUAUUUUUGCUAAUAAUGUAUAUUUAUGUUGAUCACCGCAGACUCCAUACGGCUGGUUGACCAAUCUAAUCAACACAGUAAGUCAUGGUAGCUUGUUCCCUUUUUAAUUAACAAAAUUGUUAAAAUUGUAGUAUAAAUUUUACCGUAACAAAUUUUUUUUUAAAUUAUACAAUUUUCAGAAUGAUAAAACUCCUCAAUUUCUUAUUCUUUGUUGUUACUUGUCUUGUCUACCUAAGAAAGCAUCCAGGCAAGACAUUCUUUUAAUUGUCCUGUCUUUAUAUUUCAAGGCUUUUCAAAUAUUGUUCAACUAUUUCGUAAAUUAAAUGAUGUAAUAUUCUACAAAGCAUAGCUCUAAUGAUAAAUUUCCAAUGUUAAAAAGUAUAACUCUUUAAAUACAUUUCUAGUGCUCCAGAUUUGUAGAUGCAUUUUUUUUUAAUGAAAAAGCUUAGUUUAUAGAGAAUUUCCACUUUGUAGGUCUCCUCGGUGAAUGAACACUUAUGUGAAUAACUGUAAUGAAUGAGUGUAGAUUUUCAUAGUGAAUGAACUCAUUUGAAAAGCUGUAAUGAAUGAAUGAUGUACUUGUUUAAAUAUGUAUACUGACCCAUUGAACUUUUUAGUGUACAUAACAUAAAAAGACCCCAGAAGAAAAGUUCCAUAUUACCAUUGACUGUUUAUUUAUCAGAGCAUGAAAUAUUAAUUCAAUCAAUUAUGAUUUUAUUUCUUUGUUUAGUUUGCAUUUCAAGAUGGCUUUGAUCUGGUCAAAAAGCACUUAGAUUUAGAAGAUGUUGAUAUUUUGGUGAGUCAAAUUUGAGUUCACAUUGUUUUAGGCAUUGAAUUUCACUCUGUUGAAUAAUUACCAUUGACUGUAGAAAAAUUUAAAGAUUGAAAUGCACAGCAUAAAAGUUAAGAAGUUAUUUUUUUUUUUUAAAUCUUGACAGAACAUGUCAUUGUUGUUACGGCCAUUUGGGGCAUGUGCUGAGUUCUUAAGUCCAACUGUGAUGAAAGCAAUGUUACGACCAGGCAUGGAGAAAGCUGUUAAAACAAUACAGGCCCUAGAAGAAAAAGAUUUCAAAGAAAAGGUUUGUCAAGAUUCUUCUCGUAUUAUUUCCCAUGGGGGGCUUAUCCAAAAAUGGUUUGUGUUAAAAGAUUAUGUUAACCAAGAUUUUUCUAAAAGUUAUUUCACACUUUAUAAACCCUUGCAAGGAAUGACGUUUUUUUAGGUUGAAUGUUAAAAUAAACUGAAAAAUAAUUUUGGCACAUGUCGAGGAUAGAAGUUUUAUUUACCAGAAGUGCAAUUGGUAUCCAUCAACAAAGAGACUAAUUUAAAUACACUAUUGAUAAGUAUAAAUAAGACAAAUUAAGUGACAGAGUAACAAAGGGGUUACUUUUAUUUAUAUAUCACAUAACACGAAACAAAUAAAAUGAAAUCUAUAUAAAACAAAUGCCAGGUAAAAUAAUAAGUCUUGUUCAGAAUGAACUAAACAACAACCAUCUAAAAAAUCUUGACAAAACUGUCAAGUUAGAAUAGUUGUUGUAAUUAUUUAAGAAUUUUAUCCUUCAGAACAAAAAAAUAGUAUUUUAAAAUACUUACAUUUUUUUUUACCUAAUGAAAUCUUUUUGAAAAUCCUCAACAAUAAUUAGUUAGAUUAAUCUAUUCAACUUAUUUCUUAAUUCCCAUGGGUUAUCUCCAGAAAAUCGGCAGUGUUUCAGAUCUGUUGAGUUCAAUGAAGUUGCUGUGCCUGCAGAUGUGGCCUCUGGAUGUGGAUAAACUGGAUGAUCUACGUCUGACCGUUACACUAAGAAUGCUGAAGUCACCUCAUUUUAAUGCUAAAAUGAAUGCUCUCAAAGAGGUGUGUUUGAAAAAAAAUUUGUUCUCAAAUCUGUUUUUUGAGAGGAGCCAUAAAUUUGUCAUUAGUUUAAAUCAGUUUCAAAUGAAUGUGUGUUAUUGUAAUUCUAUUCUAUGAAAUAAUCUUUCAAAAUAUUUAGAAGUUGCUAGUCUAGUUUUAGAAUUUGUAUUCUCUUUAGGAAAUCAUAAUGGCAAAAUGAAUGAUUCAUGUUAUUUCUUGGGGAUCAUUGAGUCACUGUCAUAGUUUGAGGGAGGGGGGGUGGGUAUAUUACUUAGGGGCUUUUCCUGAAAGUGUGAUGGUGUGGGUUAAGCCAACACACAGAUCCCCUGGGACAAUCAUCAACUAGAGCAACCUCAGUACAAGGGAGAGUACCAAGGAGUACUGCCCCGUAUUGAUAAAAAUGGAUUGACUUUUACUCACCCUCCCAAGAUCUCUCUAGAGGCAAAGAGGAAUAGAUUACAGUUACCCUUCCAAUUUGUCAAUGUACAAGUGAAAGUCUUGUAUGUUCUUUAUAAGGGACAGGUUUAGUAUAAGUGAAAGGCUUGUAUGUUCUAUAUAAUGGACAGGUUUAGUAUAAGUGAAAGGCUUGUAUGUUCUAUAUAUUGGACAGGUUUGAUAUGAGUGAAAGGCUUGUAUGUUCUUUAUAGGGAAAGGUUUAGUAUAAGUGAAAUGCUUGUAUGUUAUAUAUAAGGGACAGGUUUAGUAUAAGUGAAAGCUUCAUGUGUUCUAUAUAAUGGACAGGUUUAAAAGGGAGCAAAAAAAGUAAACUAUACAUAUGUUCUAUAUAAUGUACAGGUUUAGUGUAUAAGUGAAAGGCUUGUUUGUUCUAUAUAAUGGACAGGUUUAAUAUAAGAGAAAGGCUUGUAUGUUCUUUAUAAGGGACAGGUUUAGUAUAAAAGAAAGACUUGUAUGUUCUAUAUAAUGGACAGGCUUAGUAUACGUGAAAGGCUUGUAGGUUAUUUAUAUGGGACAGGUUUAGUAUAAGUGAAAGGUUUGUAUGUUCUAUAUAAUGGACAGGUUUAAAAGGGAGCAAAAAAAAUACACUAUACAUUUAUUAGAAUUAGGUUUGAUUACAGGUUACUUUGUAUAUAAUUUUCUUUUGUGAUAGCUGCCUUCAAGAAUGUUGUGAAAUGUAAAUGUUGUCAUUUUCUUUCAUGAAAGCUGGUUUACAGAGUGUUGUUGGGAAAUCUCAGUGUAGUCAAUUUGACUGAUGGUAACAUCACAUUGGAGAUGGCGGCGGUGGGUCGUCGAGCAUAAGCUCUUAACCCCCCACCCCCCCUGCCCUACGCCCGGUCUCCCCGGAAGCACAUCGGGAACCUCCCCCCCUGGCCUGUGGGACAUCCGGUCGACUGAAAACGCUGCGUUUUAAGCGUUCGCGGUCCACUCUCCUUGGGUCUGAACGGCUUUACUUCCUCUCCAGGGGAAAGGUGUUGUGUUACAUCCCCCCACCGCCCAUGGAGUUUUCCGGUCGGGGCGUAAGCGGGGGACACAAAAUGGUCGCCUAUGGCCCCAUAGCUAAAAUCAUCUGCAAGGGUUUUGACCGCCACCCAGACCUCAUAUUCAUUAAUGGCAACGACCGAUGGUAACAGAAAAAUCAACCUGAAUUAUAAUGCAAUUUUUAUACAUUCUAUGGUUUCAUUACCCACAGGUGACAAAGUUAAUAGAUGAACUCAGUGGUACAAGACAAGGCAAAUCUGCUGCUAUUAUUUCAGAGGAGAAAAUUCUCGAUUGGCUGGUGGAAAAUAAGAUUUUAUCAAUUGCUCUUGAAGGUGAACCAUAGUGCCAUAGAUUAGAGUCUAAUAUAAGAUGUAUUGUGGUGUGGUGUAAUGUGAGUGUCUCUUGAAGGGUAAGCAUGGGGUUAUAGAUUAGAAUGUAAUAUAAGGUAUGUACUGUGGUGUCAUGGUGGGACAGGGGUGUAAUCUUCUUAUUUGUUUGACUAAUUUGAAGUAAAUUUCAUAGUGUUUUAUAAAUAAUCUUAUAAUCUUGUUAUGUUUUAUUAUUUGAGUGACUUAAAGAAUAAAGUUUCAUAGUGUUUUAGUAUUGUCUUAUUUUCCUUUGAACCAGGCAAAAUUGACCAAGCUCGUUACUUUGUUUUAUUAUUAGUUCUCUUACUUUCCCUUACACACAGGCAACAUUGAACAAGCUCAGUACUGUGUUUUAUUAUUAUUUCUCUUACUUUCCCUUACACACAUGCAACAUUGACCAAGCUUAAUACUGUGUUUUAUUACUUCCCUUUACCCACAGGCAACAUUGACCAAGCUCAGUACUGUGACAAAAUCAAAGGCAUAGUUGAGUUUCUUGGGGCCAAACUUUCUUUGGAUGAACUGUCAAUGAUUUGGAAGAUGCAGGUAAAUGGUUGCAUUCUUAUUUGAUUUAGUUUGAUCAGAUUACAGACCAAGGAAUAUUUCUAUGAUGACACUAUACACCCAUAUUGUUACACCCAGGUCAUUACAGCCAUGUCAUCAGUGUUCUUCAAGAUUUGCUUCAAAUAAACUCUUCACUUAAACUUAAAAAUAUUUACAAGCAGAAUUUUAAAUAAUUUUUGUUAUCGUAUUAAUAAACUGUUAAUUGCAAUUAAUUUUUUUAUUCAAUUUAGAAUGGACAGACCAACAAUGUCAUAGACAACAUUCACUCCAUCAUAGCGGCGGCAGCAGUUAAAUUUGAAUCGAACCAGUUAGAGCAUCUCUUCCUGCUUAUUCAGAAGGUUGGUGGUAAACUUGUUCAAUUAGAUGUGAUCAGAUAAGAUGUUAUCAACUUGGAUGUGAUCAACUUGGAUGUGAUCAGCUUAGAUGUGAUCAACUUGGAUGUGAUCAACUUGGAUGUGAUCAACUAACUUGUGAUCAACUUGGAUGUGAUCAACUAACUUGUGAUCAACUGCAAUAUGAUCAAGUUGGAUGUGAUCAGCUUAAAUGUGUGGGGAAAUAUUGUAAUAUGUUAUAAAAUCUGGAAUACUGAAUAUUUAAUACAAUGAUUGUAAUUUUGAAUUUAGAGACGCAUUUCACUUAUGUUAACUCUCUGCAGUCUGACGUUUUUUUCACAUUUCUUAAAAAUCUUAAGGUGAUUUUUUAAAAUAAUUAAUUAACUGAUCUGAAAUAGCUCUGAUCUGAUCAGUUAAAUAUAUUAACUUGUUCAUCUGUGACUCAGCUAUCAUUAGAUAUUUUUUGUAUAUUUUAUUUUCUUAGUUAUAAAAAUAAUUGAAACAUUAUUGGAGAAUUAAUUUUUUUCAUUUUAUGCAAAGUUUUGACAAAAUUUUCACACAGUAUGAAGGAAAAAAUUAUAGAUUUGUAUAUUCAAUAUAUUUCUUAAUAAUUCUUGAGUAAAAGAUAACUAAGGAAAAUUUGAUGAUUAUAUAAAUAACUCAAAACAAGAGUCAAUGUUGUUUUUGUUUUUAAUUUUAAAAUAGUGGUAUUCCCUGAUGUCAAAGUUAAAAAAAAUUGUAAUGUUUCAGUACAUUAAUGCUAAUUUUGAUAUUAAUGUCAAAUACGAUCCAUUCCUCACUAAUGUGAUAUACUUUUUCCCAUGUACUGGUAUUUUUACAUAUCUUUGUUAUAAUACUCACAUAACACAGGACGAUAAACUACAGUAUUCCUUAAUAAUAUUUAUGGACUCUGAACAAAUAUUAUUUCUUAAAACAAUCUGCAGUUUUAUUAUAAUAAUUAUAUUUGAUAAAUAAGAGCUUGUCCUGGACUUGAUUUCAUCAUAAGAUUAGGUAAGAUUUUUCAACACAGAAUAUUCACUCAAUAAAGAACCUGUGAAAAAAAAAAAUUGAUUGAUUCAUAAUUAAAUUAACACUAAUGGUAUCAGUAAUAGUAUGCUAUCAGUAAGGGAAAAUACCAUUAAUCCUAGUCCAAAUGCCUAAAUUAGUAUAAAAGUAAACCAUUGUACAUAGAAAAUACAUUAUAACAUAUGUUAUAACAAUAUUGUGAGUUUAUUCUUUAUGCAUUUUGCUACCAAGUGAUUGGAUUAAAACUUACCACCACUAAUUUUUAGGGUAAAAUCUUUAAAGCUAUUCAUCCAGUAACUCUGUAACUCAGUAAAAGGGUGGAGUCCAUUGCCUAAAUUAGUAUAAAAGUAAACCAUUGUACAUAGAAAAUACAUUAUAACAUAUGUUAUAACAAUAUUGUGAGUUUAUUCUUUAUGCAUUUUGCUACCAAGUGAUUGGAUUAAAACUUACCACCACUAAUUUUUAGGGUAAAAUCUUUAAAGCUAUUCAUCCAGUAACUCUGUAACUCAGUAAAAGGGUGGAGUCCAGGCUUAAUAUUUAGGAUCAAUAAGGAAUAAGGGCUUCUUGAUCCAAUAUCUGCAUUUUUAUCUCUCUCUCCUCCUUCCCAUUAGAGUUAAGAAGCUUUUAAUAAAAACAUAAAUGUUUUGUUUUUUAUUCUGCCGACAGUAGUCUCUACUAAUACUAGUGACUAGCGAUAAUGAUAAUUAAAUUUAAAAACAUUUCUAUUAUGUAAUAUUAGAAAAUGUAGAAGAUUAUUCUUGGCUAUAACAUAUUUUAAAGAAAUAUAUUUAGUUAAUAACUCAGAUGUCCUUAACUUUAAUUUCAUUUUAAGUACGCAAGUUCUUAUCGGCCGGAGUUUUCCCGCUAUUUUUAGAAAAUAUUUAUUUCGCAUAGCCACGCUUUUUAUUUAUUAUAAAAUUAUUGAAACUCAAAAAAUUCAAAUAGAAUAUAUCAAUAUAAGUAUAAAUGAAUAUUAUAUAAUUCAGCCGAUUAAAAUUAUAAAAAUAUCACUUUAUUAUUUUAUUAUUAAUUUUAUAGUCGGGAAAUGAUAAUUAAAACUAAACUUACUUGUUUACGAUAGCAUUAGUCGGUACUUUUAUAUACAAAUCGGGAUAAAUUUCAUGAUUAGAGUCUCCAUUUGGAUACAUUACAUUAGAAAAACAAAUAAUUCCGUGAUAAAUCGGGAAAUUAAAAUCAUUUGACCAUAUUAAUACCAGUAAUUAUUUUUUUUGUGACACUAAUAUUAUUUUGUUUUUUUGGAAAUCGGCGAAGCUUUCAAUGGAUACUCCGCGCUGACUAAGUUUCCAAAAAUAUUUUUUUUUAAUAGUAAUUUCAAAUUUUGUAAUAAUUUUAAUAUUUUUACAAAUACUUAAACCAAUGACACAAAUUAUUAAAAUAUAAUAUAUAAUUUUUUUUAAUUAAAAAUUAAAAUUAAAAAAUAAAUAACCCACCCACAAAAUCUAUGGUACAUAUAAGUACCAUUUCUCUAUAGUCGGACUGCAGAGAGUUAAUGUUGAAUUUAGGGACACAUUUCACUUGUAUUAAUGUUGAAUCUAGAGACACAUUUCAGUUGUGUUAAUGUUGAAUUUAGAGACACAUUUCACUUGUGUUAAUUUGAAUAGAUUCUUAACUUACAUCACUCAACUAGAGUUAACAUCCCAGGAUGGUGAAUGACAUUCAAUUCACUACUCAAUGUCUUCUGUUCAAUCUGCUAUGUAUAAUUAAAAACUUAAUGUUGUCCAGAAAUGGCAAGAUGACAGUGACAAGACCAGAGAGAAACUUCUCAGUCUCAUUGGCAAGAUUGGGAAAGAUGCGAAGGUGGCGAAGACAACCACCAGGGUAAGUGUGACCCAUUUUUAAAGGUAAUGUUAACCAUGAUGGUAGGCAUGGUCCGUGUUUAAAGGUAAUGUUAACCACUGUGGUAAGUGUGGCCCCACUAAAUCAUAUCGACCAAAAAAUGGAUCAAUGUAAAUUGAUUUAUUUCAAAUAAACAUUUCUGUCCUAACACUAAUGGAAAAGUCAAUAAUAAGUCAUAUUUUUAACAAAUUUUCCAUAAACGAAAAAAAACAAAAAUUGAUAUUGAAAUUACUAUAUGUUAAAACCUCAGGUUCUUGAGCUGCUGUGGGACCUGGCCCACCUUCCAGCUCUGAGCACAUCCCUGGUGGAACAAGCCCUUGAUGAACACCAUGCCAUAUUGUCAGAUUCCUACACAGUGAAGGAACAGGUCAAGCUGCAGUAUGUCACCAAAUGUGUGGAGGACAUCAAGAAGGUGAGUUCCACAUCUGAAAGUACUGUCAAAUAUGGGAACAGACUUAAUCAUGUUAAUCCCUUGAACAAAUUAUUAUGUAGAUUUGUUUUAAUCUAUCCCCAGGCAAUUUUACUGUCAUUUUAUAGUUAGUUUAUUAAAAUUUCAGUAACAUUUCAUUUAAUAUCUAUUAUAUUAUAGUCAGUUGUAUUUAUUUCUAUUGAUUUAAAGGUUAUAUUUAUUGUUAUAAAAUAUCAUUUGUAUUUACUUUUUCUAAAAUUUUAUUUAAUAUCAAUAAAUUGACGGUUAUAUUUAGUUAAACUGACAGUUACAUCUAUUUCUGUGAAUGUUAAUUUUUAUUUGAAUGCAGUGUGCCUGUGUCUUGCCAGCGCUAAGACAGCUGAUGUCUAUAAGCAAGAACAUUAUUAAGAAUACUGUGCAGAAAACAGAUAACAAGGUUAGUCAUAGACUUAGAUUACAAUGUAAUGUCAUAGACUGAGAUAACAAGGUAAUGUCACAGACUGGGAUAACAAGGUAAGUCAUAGAAUGAGAUAACAAUGUAAUGUCAUGGACUGAGAUAACAAGGUAAUGUCAUAGACUGGGAUUACAAGGUAAUAUCAUAGACUUCGGCCUCACUUAUUCAAUCUGCUUUAGGGCAUUAACAAAAUAUUUCCCGUCAUACACAGUCAAUAAUAUCACCUUUGGACACAGUCAAUAAUAUCACCUUUGUACACAGUCAAUAAUAUCACCUUUGUUCGAGUCAAUAAUACCGCCAUAUCAUAUAUGAAUUAGAAUUUCAAUUAAAUUUUUAAUACUUUCAAAUUAUCAAUAUCAUUACAAAUAAAUGCCAUAAUAUUGUCAUCAGUCAAUGUCACUCAAUUCCACAAUAGAUAGAGACUAUAGUAAAGUAGUUUAUUCUAAGUGUAAAAACAAUAAAUUAUGCAAAUAAGGAUUUCUAAUUUGCAUAAAUGUUGAGACUUCAGUAUGAUUCAUAUUAGUUCAUUUCAUUCCCUACAAGAAUAUAUACGGUUUUAUAUUUGUAAAGCGAUAAUUUUAUUUUGUAUAUAUGUUUUUGCAAAGUGAGCGUAGGGCUUGUGAAAAGGGCUUCCUCUUCUUAGCACAGACAGUCUAAUAAGUAUCAAGAGGGUUUAAAUCCAGCAAAUUGAUUUAAAUAAAAUUAACUACAUUAUGAUAAAUUAAUAUUCUUCACCAAAGAUUCCUGAUUAAAAAAUUUUUGAAUAAAAUAACUAAUUUUCCAGCUGUCUCAACCAGAAGUCUAUUUCUAAUUUCCAAACACUUAAAAGUGAAAUUAAAAUAAUUGUUAUAAAAUUUUGCAAUCAUAAUUAUGUAUUAAGAAAUUACAUAUAGUGAGACUAAUAAUUAAUAAAAACAAAAAGAUGUUAUUUUUUAGUCAGAGCCUUUAAAUAAAUAUAAUUAAAAUAAUUUUAAAAAAUUUGAAUCAUGAAUUUUUAUCGGUCCGAAUUAAAUCAUGAUUUAUACUGUUAAUCAUAUCACCAUCAUACACGAUUAAUAAUAUCACUAUUAAACACAUAACGAAUUACAUUUUUUACAAUUUAAUUUAAACCAAAUUUAAAGAUUGAUUUAAUUUCUAUUUGUACCAACAUCCACAGAGUGUCAUCAGUGAGUUGAAUAAAGGCAGCGAUGUCAUCAAGUUGGUCACCAACAGUCUGGUCAAAUGUCACAAGCUUGCCGCGUCCCAGGUUGGAGAUGGCCAGCUGAAACCAACAACCAUGGUGGACGGAAGAUAUCCACAUUCUGAUGUAAGAAUAGUGAAUAUUUGUCCAAUUAAUUUUCUCUGUCUCAGACUAGGACUCUGAUACAAAGAGGGUUAUGAUAUAUAACUGUGCAAGUCCUAGUCUUAGAUACAUGGCAUUGUUUAGCAUAUUUCUAAACUUAACUCUUAAGAUAAAUGGCAUUGUUUAGCAUAUUUCUAAACUUAAUUCUAGGCUCAAAGUAAUUUUUAAACAAGAAUCAAUUAUAAAAUAUUACCUCUAGAAACCGUAUGUGGCACAUCAGGUAGAAAAGAAACCUUGAUAACAUUUAUUUAAAUAGCUGAAGUAGCAUCAUGAACUUAUUUCUUUAUGGAUAAUGUCGUGAAUAUUUAAAUAUUUUUUUUUAACAUCUGCAGUAAAUGUUUUUUCUUUCCUUUAAUUAGUAUGUUGGCUGAGUGGCUAUAGUUUAUUAUGUUGGCAGAGGUUCAUGACAGAAAAAUUAUAGUUUAUUAUGAUUACCGGAAAUUUGUUUGAAAGAAAUUUAGUCGAUGGAAAAUUGAUCUACCGAAAUUUGGUCGAACGGAAGUUUGGUUGAAUUUUUUUUUCAGUUCACACGAUCAAAUUUUCAUCAAAUUUAUUUUUGAACACUCUACACAAUAUAGUGAAACAAAAUAACGCUUGGGUUCAUGACAGAGAACAUAAUAAACUAUAACCAGGCUUAGGGUCAUGACAGAGUGGUUAUAGUUUAUUAUGUUGGCAUAGGUUCAUGACAGAGUGGUUACAGUUUAUUGUGUUGACAUAAGGUACAUGACAGAGUGGUUAUAGUUAAUUAUUAAGGUACAUGACAGAGUGGUUAUAGUUAAUUAUGAUGACAUAAGUUCAUGACAGAGUAGUUAUAGUUAAUUAUUAAGGUACAUGACAGAGUGGUUAUAGUUAAUUAUGAUGACAUAAGUUCAUGACAGAGUAGUUAUAGUUAAUUAUGAUGACAUAAGUUCAUGACAGAGUGGUUAUAGUUAAUUAUGAUGACAUAAGUUCAUGACAGAGUGGUUAUAGUUAAUUAUGAUGACAUAAGUUCAUGACAGAGUAGUUAUAGUUAAUUAUUAAGGUACAUGAUAGAGUGGUAAUAGUUUAUCAUGGGGCAUUAUUGUUUCUAUACUAUUUGGGUGAUGCUAAAAACUCUUUUCCAGUACAUUUCAACCCAUCUGAGUUUCCUGCGUUAUGUUCUUCAAGCUGGAGACCUGUACUUGGUCUGGAACCGUGCCAGAGACAUCUGGACUACUCUGGGGGCUAAUCAGAAAGCUUGUGAAUGGGAUAGAGAGGUGUGUAAAUAAACUUGACAUAGACUGGAUGCAUUGAUCAAUCACUAGGAUGAGCUAAAAUAUAUAUUAAAUCUACUGAUGGUUCCAUUGAUGUUUUUUUAAUACAUCCAGUAACACUGAGUCAUGAGGAAGUUACAGUUAAUACAUCCAGUAACAUUAAGUCUAAGAAAGUUACUAUUUUGCACUUGAUGAAUAUAUUAAUUGACAUAAGGUGGAGGUGACUUAAAACGAGAGAGCAGAUAUCCUUGCGCGAUAUUGUGCAGCCCAGCACCAACUUGACCAGCCAGUGACUCAGGAGUCAAAGCUUGGCUCAAAUACCACUUUUGCGAAAAGUAGGUCAACGGCUGGGCUGUAUGAGAAACAGCACGAAUGCUCCAAUGCAACAUGCCCGGCCAAAGCAAGUGCGAUCCCUGAUUGAAACUGGCAUGUUGUGAAGUAGUGACCCCAAAAAUUUGAUUUUUGUGGUUUUGGCCGAACCAGAAACCAGACCGAAAGUUAAUAAUUAACUUCUGCCAAAACCAAGAGCUUAUUGACCCUUUCAGACGAAACCAACAAAUUUAGAUAUUUCCAAACUUUUCAGAGCAUACAUUUUCCACAAGCCGAAAAAUUAUGGGAAAGUAUUAGAUAGUUACAUAAUUUUUAUAAAUAAUAUCAUUCUCAUAAAUUUUAAUAGUUAAACGUCAAAUGAAUACUUUGGAUUUUACCAUCCAUAUUAAAAAGUAAUUUAAAGUUGUUGAAAAUGUAUUUUAAAGUAGUAUGGUAAGUGAAAAUUUUAAUGGGUGUGGGGCGUGAAUUCAUCCAAAAUAGACCAUUGGGUGCCCUUUGCUUAUAUAAUAUGAUUACGUUACUUAGACAUAUUUGGUACAGAUCGUGGAAAGCUUAGCCUAUCUAUUGUUUAAUAGUAUGGCCCAGUAAAAUUUCCAGACAUGUGGCUUGAAGGCACUUUUUGGUCCGCUAACCCAUACAUUUUAGUUAAAACCCAUGUUCUUACUAGUUGACAUUUAAAUUUUCAUUUAUCCACAAUCAUCAUUGAUCUGCUAAUUUUAAAUUUGACCCAGAUUAAAGUUAAACGAAUGUUGAGCUGUGUUAGUAUGAUAAAACAGUAGGCCUACUACAUAAGUAUUAUAGGAAACAGUGAUACAGAUGUGUAGUCUUAUGAUUUAAAUAAAAGGCUAUUUAAUGCCGAAUUAUACAAAAUUGAAAUAAAUAAUAAUUUUUUUUUUUUAAUUACUAAAGGUUUCAUUAUUCCAUGUCUUUAAAUUUGUGUCCAUACACGUGAUAAUUUUAUGGGAUAUUUUAACAUUUUAUUUCAUUAUCAUAUUUGUGGAUUUCAAUGAAUGAAUUGAAAAGCCUAAGGCUCGCUAAUUUUUAUUUUUUAAAAUCUUAUAAUAUAAUAUAAUGGAUUUUUUUUUCCCACAACUCUAUUCAUCUUUGCCUUUGGCAACAUUUAUGGGCAUGAUAAUGAUAAAUCAAAAUGAAUGUCAGAAAUGAAUGUAUUGAAUAAAUAUAGGGUUUCCCAAUUUAAUUUUGAAAAAAAUUUUCAAAAAAAUUAAAACCAAAAUAAUAAUAUAGAUAUUACCAUUCCCUUAGCUUUUUUUUUCUAGAAAACUAUUUACCAUUGCCUAAGCGUAAUUGUAAUUUUAUUUUUGGAAAUAUUGGACAAGUAUGUCAUCAUGCAGCUGUGACCAAUGUGCACAGAGGAGUAGUCAAAUAACAUAUGAUUUCAGCAAGACGUCGAGCAAUAAUAAAUAUUGGAUUGCUGGUAGACAGAGUGACAGCCCGACUACUGGUAUAAGGCUGAAAGCCUCAUUCACUCUCAGCAGAAACUGAAAAUUAACAGAAAGUUAUAUGUUCCGUUUCGGGCGAAACUGCUCUGAAAGGGAUUAUAGGGCACAUUUUGGCACUGAAACUGAAAUUCAGUCGGCCUUUAGAUCAAAGCCUCAUUAAACAGAUGCAAACCGAGCACUGAAAGGGGUUGGGGGAUUUGUAUAAACGCUGGGGGGGGGGGGUCCCUCAAAUGCAAGGAGGUGGGGAUAAUGCAAAAUUGUAUGCAUAUUUAAUAUAUGGAUGGCCCCUAAUUUAUAUUUGAAUUCCAUUUAUGACUGAUGUUUUGAUGCCAUUUAUGACUGAUCCCAUUUUUAUGUCUGAUUCCUCUCAGACGUGUUACGAAUGGUUUCGCCUUGGGAUCACUGACCUUGACAUUGACACACAGAACCAAAUGUUCCAGAAAAUGAUUCUUAGCAUUGAUCCAGCCAAGUUGAGUGAGAACGGUGAGAAGAACUUUCUCUUUUAUGAUUAGAUUUGUUUUUACGUUGUUCAACUGCUGUUAAUACAUUAGCACUUUUUUUUUUUGAAAUGCUUCAUCGAAAUUGCAUAUUUCAAGCAAGGUUAUUUUUCAGCACAAUAUAGUAUCUUUCAUCUCAAUGUAUCAUUCAAAUAGUUGGCUUUCAGACUGAGAUUUUAAAAAACCAACUGAAUAUGUUUUUAUAAUUUAGUCAUGUAAGUCAAUGAAAUUGAAUUAUGAAACAAAAGGAAUCAUCUAUUGGAAUCUAUCCUAAAAAAAUAUAUUUAUGCAAUUCAAUGCCAAAAUUAAUUAUUUAUUUUUUUCUAUCAUAAUGUUUAGUUCUGAACUCUCCUCUUGUGUGUUAGUAUGUUAGAAAUUGUUUCAAGCUCAGAUGUCAUAUAAAAUGCCAUCACAUUCAUUGUCAUAUAAAAUGCAGCCAUGUUCAUCUCUAGGUUUCAUGUGCUUCAAGUGUUUCUUUGAGCGAGUCAACCAGUACGAACACCGCUUGAAGCACAGCAACGUGGCCAUGGUGGUGGAGAAGACGGAGCUCAUUGGCCUGGAUUAUCUCUGGGAGAUCUGCCUCCAUGUACCUGAUGAGGCCAUAGCCGAGCAGGCCAUUCAGAUGUUGCUCGCUCUCAGCUAUACAAACCUAAAUUCUAAACUUAAAAAGGUCAUGAUGUGCAACUAUCAUAGCAACCUUAUACUGCAGGCUUUAUCUAGAAAUAACCUAAACAGUUAAUCUGUUUUUUUUCUCUUUCUCCUUUAAAAUAUACUGUUCAUGAUUUGUUAGUGGUUUUGUGGGUGCAUGUUUUGAGUAUGUGUGUAGCUAUUGCAAUAUGCUUUGUAUUUUGUGAAUUAUUUUGAGUAGGGGAUUUGACGUCGAAUGUUAUGUUUGAGCGGCAGUAAUGGAGUGGUUGGGGUUGGAGUAUUGGAAAUAGAGUUAUAGAGUGAGAAAGGGAUGAAAGAAGACGCUGUUACUUUAAUUAAGAGACACUUGCUAUAUUUAUUUAUUUAGGCAUUUUUAUAUAGCGCUUAUCAUAAAGCUCUAAGCGCUUUACAAUUAUUAAAACAUGUAAACUAAGUAAAUACAAAUGAGACACUAGGAUAGUAACUACUAUUCUAUAGAAACAAUGAAAAUGGCUAUAAAACGAGGACACUUUGACACUUCAGGAUCAACCCGAAACAGAAAAUGAGGUAGGGCAAGGAGGGUGCAUCACAGGUCAUAGGCGGACCUAAACAGAUGAGUUUUAAGGGACUUUUUGAAAAUGGACGAGGUUUCACUAUGACGUAUAUGGAAGGGGAGCUGGUUCCAGAACGUGGGCCCAUGGAAGCAGAAGGAGCGUUCACCGAUGGUCUUAGUUUUAGUUCUUGGGAUUGAGAGGGUUCUACUGUCAAUGGAAGAACGUAGUUGUCUUGUGGGGAAUCAAUGGUUUGUCAAAUAAUUAAAUUACUCCCUAGAUAACAAAGCUAUUGAGCUGUUAAAUCCAGUUGGUAACAUCUAUGAGUUUUGACAUUGCUGCUCUAUGUUACAGGAACCAGUUGCCCUGCACAAGAAAUUCAUUAGUGAAUGUUACAACAGAUUGGAAGUAAGUAUCUGCUCUCUGCCUUUCACUGUCACUACAAUCUAUCAAGUUUAGUCUUGUUGUUGAGGAUAUGCUUAUAUGAUGAAAUAAUUUUUAGUGUCUUAUGUGUCACAGAUUGGACAAAUUUAUUGGGUUGUAAAUCAAUGAAUGUCAGAUACGUAAAUAAACACAAGUGCUGGGGUGGCCGAGCGGUCUAAACUGCCCCAAACCAAAUACCUGGUGGUCUGGAGUUCAAUCCCCACCAAAGCCAACAUCUCAAGCACUCCGGGUGGAUGGGACUCGUUAGCCUUGGACGGCAACCCAUCUAAGAGAAGGCAAAACUCUGAUUUUAAACCAGAAGCCAGAAUGAUCAACAAAUUGAUCGUGGGCCCCUCAAAUAUAAGAAGAAGACAUGUUAAGCUCAUACAAGAUGUUUGUGCCCUUGUCACUUAAUGAAAUAUUUACUUUCUGUUUGUUAGACUGCUAGAAUGGGAAUGGGUGGCAAUGUUGUUGCUCAUACCGUGUCCAAUGCCACCAAAGUUGUCACGGCUGCCAUAGUCCCUGAUGUCGCUAACGUGCCCCUUCCCUCCAGGUAUGUGGAUUACAAAACAUUAUUGUUUUUAUACUUUUGUUAUUAUUUUAAUACUUUUGUUAUUGUUAUCAUUUUAAUAAUCUAGUAUCAAAUGAUUCAUAAAAUACUCCUAGUAUCCAAGAUGAAUAUUUAAAAAUUCAAAUUUCUCUUUGGUUCUGACUAAUGUACUGUGUUUGACUACAAGAUCGAACUUUUUUACUAUGGCACCAAUAAUGAAGAUGUUGUGUUGCGCUAGUCUUAUACAUUUUUAUCAGUGUUUAAUCCUAACACCAUCACAUUGCUUGACUAAUGUCUUACUGACUAUGCCACUAAGCCCCACUGAUUAUCAAUAACAAUUAUCUAUUAUCACUUCAAUGAUAGUCUAACGACCCCAAAAUUAUUCUUUCAUCAGAUCAAUCAAGUUCCUAGCAAUAGAACGUUUGUUAUGGAUUGCUGAGGCCUACAUCCUUUCUGUGGAAGAAAUUCACUGUGUUCCUCGUAACAUCCUCCCCCAUGGGGCGUCCUUCCAUGGCUACCAGCUCAAUAUACAAGUCAAGUGUGAGGCCCUGAGACAGGAGUUUACGCUACAAGUAAUGAUAAUUGUUGUACUGAACAAAAUAGUUGUGCAUCUUGUACUUAACAAAGAAGUUGUAUAUCCUGUACCAAACAAGUAGUUUCAAUUUGAUUUAAACAGAUUUUAUUGGUUCAUUCAAUUCCCUACAAGAAUAUAUGUAGUUCUAUUUUUGUUAUGUAAUUAUUUAUUUUGUAUAAAUAUUUUUGCAAAUUAAGGGCAGAGCUUGUGAAAAGGGCUCCUGCUUCUUGGCACAGACAGUCCAAAAAUCCUCCGUCUCAUGAGGGUUAAUUUGAAUUGUAUUAUUAAUAACUGGAAUAAAUGACCCAGUGUUACCUAGAUUAUAAUAGAGGGCAUAAUGCGCUACUUUCCACCUGUUCCUGCACAAUUCUCAAGAUCUACAAAUCCAAUUUUUACGUAUUUUGAAUUAUUAUAUCCUUAAACAAAAGAUAGGACUAUUUUCAGCAACCUUGUAACAUUUAUUUAGAAAAUAGGUAAUUAGACUUUUUUAAUUUAAAAAAGGAAUCUAUUUAUAGAUAUUUACUUUUCUCACAUCAUUGAGUUUUAAGAAUUAUUUUCUGUUUAAUAAUAUAGGCUAAUCAGAAAAUUUUUCAGGCCACUAAAUUACAAAGAAAACAUGGCUGGGGUACCGGGCUAUGUAAGACCACUAAUAAUAAUAAUAGUAAUAUUUCCUAAAAAUUGUUAAAACAUGUUUUUAAAACUUUUUAAAAAAUGUAAACUAUGCAACAUUUUAAAUAUCUGCAACAUUAACAGAUUUAGAUAUAUUAGUAAUGUCAUUAAAAAUUUGCCCAACCUUUGCUGCACCCCUGAACUAUAUUGUCGGGAAAUCGUUUAAACAGAAUACAUAUAGUUCAAGAAUAAUCUCUUAUCAAAUUUUCAAGUCUAGCAGUCUUGUGUUUUUUUUAAAACAAUUCUUUAUCUCAUAAAAAUUUCCCAUGGCCCCGAACUGUUUUUGUGCGAAUCGGAAAGAAAAAUUCUUUUUUUUUUUAAAGAAAUACUUUUUCAUAACCCCUGAACUGUAUUUUUGUAAUAAUAAAUUUUAUAUUAUCUUUUUUAAAGAUUUAAUUUUGACUCUGUAAAAUGUUGUUUUUUUAAAUUGCUAUCAUAAAAUAAUGUCCUCUCUCUUGUUAUUUCACAUUUUCAAUGUUUAUUCUCAAAAUAAUUACAAUAAAUUUUUAAUAUAAAAUAUUGUUAUCCUCAUAAAUAUGUGCCCACUCUGCAUCUUUGCCCUUGAACUGUAUCUUAGGAAAAAUUAUGAUGUCCUUAGUUUCAAAGAAAAUUAUAUCCAAUAUUUUCCCCUUUUCAACUUCAUUUAAUUCAAUAAUAAACAAGAGAUUUUUCGGAUUUUUCUGAUAAAUGUCAUUACAAAUUAAUCAUAGUAAUACAUGACAUCCAUUUAUUGAUAAUAAAAAGAAUAUCUUAACUCUUACAUUCAGAUUAAAAAUACUCAAAAUAGCUCUUUAAUUGUUAUGUUAAAUUUACUUCUAAUAACACUUUACUUAAAUUUAAGCGCAGAUAUAUUUUAUUCUCAUCAUAUUUAAGUUGAUUCAAGGUUAUAGAACAUUAUCUGAUCACAUUUAAGUGGACGCAGCAUUUUAGGGCCUUUUUCAAUUAGAAAAAGUUUGGGGUUUUCAUCAUUUGUUGAUCAUGUUGUAUGUGGUAAUAUACAUUACCAUAUGCUAAUCACUCAAAUCAGAACAAAUGAACUCCCACCAUCCCAAUGUUUCUGUGUCUCCCCAUUUCUUGUUUGUGUCAUCAAUUUGCUUGUCAUUACUUAUGGUUUAUUUAAGAGAAUUUAAACAACCCCUAAAAACAAAGUUUUGUUCGUAUAAAUCCUUUAUGAAAUGCAACAUCAUACACUUUAAUGGUGACGGUGAAAAUUUGGCAAAACAUGCACACAAGUAACGCACUUUUAUAAGAAUCUUAAUUUAUGCUCUCUCCCCCCACCCCCAGGCUCGCAAACACACUCUUUGUCCACGCCCCUAAACUAUAUUAAUAAGCUAAUGACCCACCUCCUGUUACACAACAGAUUUAUUUCACCAGAUAUUUUUAAAAAAAAAAACAAAAGAAAAUAUUACGCGCCAAACACACGUGAGAUUUUUUGUUAAAGAAUCUCAUUUAGUGCAGUAAUUGGGAAUUUUAUUUCGUGAAAUGAGUUUCAUUGUAUUUCCUUCAUCUUCCUCUUUAAAAAAUAGGAAAAACUGAUUUUUGGGGUUUGGGUGGGGCUGAAAAUUGAGUGGGAUACAUUGGCAACAACUCUAUUUGUCAAGUUUCAGCUCGAUAGGUUGACUGGAAGUGGUUCAAUUAACCGUAUGAAGAUUUGCCACCCAGCCAGAAACACACCAACAAACGCAAAGUUAAUAUAAAGAAUUUAAAAAGUGAGCUGUUUAAUAACUUUGCUCUGGCUGUAUAGAUAGUCCAUGACAGAGUCCUUUCAUUUAACAGCUGCUCAAUAUUUAUAAUAGUAAUUAUAAGUUAGAAUGCAAAGACAUGUAGAUAUUUUUAUAAGAGAAACUAUGAAAAUUGAAAAAAUACAACUUUAUAGGGCAUUUUGUUUUCACUUGGUUGUAUUUGUAACAUGUGAGAUGAUCUUGUAUCUUUUGUGUAUGCAGUGUCACAGCAAUGAAACUUUGGGAUCUGUGCGUAGAAAAGUUUUGUUGAACAUAAACCAGCCAUCAGAUCAUGUCCAGAUGCAUACUAAUGAUAAAUUGGUGAGUAGUAUCAUAUCUUGUCCAGAUACAUACUAGUGAUAAAUGCAUGAGUAGUAUUAGAUUUUUUCCAGAUGUUUACUAGUGAUAAAUUGGUGAGUAGCACCAGAUCUUGUUAAGAUACGUAAGAAAACAUUAAUCAAGCAUCUUUAAGUCAUUUUAUUUUUGACAGCAGAUGCCAUACAAGAAAUUCUAUUGCAAGAGUUGAAUUUUAGAAAAUUAAUCCAGCAGACCUUUCAUGAUCUGUUCAUUUUGAAAACUCAGUCAUUCUUGGACAAAGACAAUGUGACAGAGACAAAGAUAAUAUGACAGACAAAGACAUUGUGACAGAGACAAAGACAGUGUGACAGAGAACAUUAGAAAAUCCUCACUGACCAAAUUGUUUUCUGUGCCACUCUGUGUUAUCUGAUUUGUAUAAUACCAUGUCCUCCAGCUGUGCAUGACCAAGGACCAGCUUCUACUUUACCAACUUGAUCUGACAGACAAAAGCGUGCUACAAGUCCAUCUAGGCACAUCGUCUACAUCCAAGUCAGGAUCUACAUCGAUGGCGUCAGGACCCAGUGGACUCGGCAAAGAGGUCAGUUUGAUGCGAGAGCUGACCAAGGUCAGGACUUGACUCACAUUGCAUCUAUUACAUCAUCUGUCUUUACUUUGGCGUCAAGGAGCAACUCCCGUGUUAAGUUAUUGUUUGCAGAUAACAUGCCCAUGGCAGUUUUACAGCUUUAACUUGACAGACUGAACAUUUCACUUUGUUCAUUAACUGGUUAACUACCAUAAGUCAGUGGGAGCGGCUGGGCCAUUCUUUCGUUAUGACCACGAGCUGCUGAUAGCGCCAAUGUUAUUAUCGUAGUAAAUGUGACAUAGAUGUAAUUCGGCCACAACAGAUUUUUCAAUCUGGUAGCUAAUCAGUUAACUUGACAGACUGAACAUUUCACUAUGUUCAUUCACUUGACACUCUGAACAUUUCCUUUGUUGAUCAACUUGACGGAAUGAACAUUUAACUUUGUUCAUUAGCUUGCUCCAGAGUGUCCAAGUUGGCGUUGUUCAGAUUUCAAUUAACUCUCCAUCAUUGACUCUUCCUCACAGGCCACCAGUAAAGAUGUGACUGAGUCAGGUGACACCAGCAGUUCGCAGCCACAAGCAUCUUCCAACACACAAUCAGCCAAGUCAAUGGGAGCUGGCAUUGUUAAAGAGGUACCCUUGCCACAUGAUGAGCUUUUUUUUUAACUCGUUGUCCUCUUUUUUGUUCAAGUUUAAGCUAUUUAUUUCUUUCAACAAGAUGAUUCAAAUACUUUUUUUUUUUUAUUAUUUCUUAAAAGAUGUUAUCUAUUAUAAAAUAUGUUUAAAAAAUGUAUAAUGCUAACAAAAUCAAUGUGUAUCAAUUAUACAAGACAAUGUUUACAGCGAUGGAUUGACAUUAAUUAUGUUUUUAUUUCAUGAAAAUUGGAUGACAAGGAUUUAGAUAAAGGGGUAUGUAUGUUUUUAGUAUAUGGAUAUUAUUAUUUAUUACUAUAUUAUGUAUGUUGGUUUGGAUAUGUGUGUGUAGAUAAAUAUGUGUGGUUAUAGAUGUGUGUGUCAAUAUGUGGGGAAAUAAAUGUGCGUGUAAAUAAAUGUAUGUGGUUAUAGAUGUGUGUGUAGAUAUGUGUCUGGCUAUAGAUGUGUGUGUAGAUAUAUGUCUAGUUGUUGACAUGUGUGUGGUGAUAGAUGUUUGUGUAGAUAUGUGAGUUAUUAUAGAUGUUUGUGUAGAUAUGUGUUUUGUCAUAGAAAUGUGUUUAGAUAUGUCUGGUUAUAGAUGUGUGUGUUACAGAUGUGUGUAUGUUAUAUAACGGUGCACAUGCUGCUGAUGUUCUGUCUUUGUAUUUGUUUAUUAAAACAUCUCUAUAAAGUUUGGUGGUGAAGGGACGGUUAAUCUUAGAAUAUCCUUACUAGGGCUGCACCAAUUAAUUGUCAAUUUACGGAUUAAUCCAUAAUCAGCUUUUUGUGACUGAUUUAUUGGCUGAUGAGCGUUUGAAAAUGCUCAAGUUGUUAGCUGCAAGUCCAGACAACUGUAAAAUAAUAGAAUCAAUAUGUCCCUCGCUAAUUUGGCCCUUAUAAUUGGCACUUCAAGGCCAAAAUACAAAAUAAAUAAUCAUUGGCUGAUUCUUUGGCAUUGGCCAUUAAUGGGUAAUUGUCCAACCAAUUUAGAGUUGAAUUUUGUGUAUUAAAGGGAAGAUAAAUUUAUUAUUUGUGCAGGCCUCAAGUACAACCUCAAAACAGAAUUAUGACAUAGAACAGGUAACCCCUCUAUUUUAAUCUUCUGUUAGAUUGAGUCAUACUAUACAAUAUAAAUGUAGCGACUUAUUGUACAAGUCUUAACAUAAAUCUAACAGAUUUAUUGUACUAGUCUUACUAUACAAUAUAAAUCUAACACAAUUAUUGCACAAGUCUGACUUUAUAAUAUAAAUCUAACACCCUUAUUGUACAAGUCUUACUAUACAAUAUAAAUCUAACAGACUUAUUGUACAAGUCUUACUAUACAAUAUAAAUCUAACAGACUUAUUGUACAAGUGUUACUAUACAAUAUAAAUCUAACAGACUUAUUGUACAAGUCUUACUAUACAAUAUAAAUCUAACAGACUUAUUGUUUCACAAUAACUCUUAUGAUGCAAUAUUGAGUGCAUAUUUGUUUACAAAGGUCUGGUUUUGGCCUGCCCUGUUUCUAAAACCUUGUUUCAUGUAAUUGUGUUGAUAGGAAAAAAUGUUGCCUGGUGUUGUUAUGGCCAAAGGAGGUGUUGUCUUUGAAAUGCUCUAUCAGCUUACAGAACUAGAUGAGCCCAAGUAAGUGGUUCUCAAACCUCUGGUGUUAGUUCUUAUUUCAUUUGAAGUGUGUGGCCAGAGUUACCGGAGUUUUAAAAAAUCCUUUUUAAAAAUUAAAGCAUGUAUCUUCUUCCUUUUAGAAAACUCCCAACUCUAUUCACAUUGAACAUAGUGAAACCCAGCUGCAAUGCAACCCCGCUAUUACCCGCUAUUAAUGAAAUCCGAUUUUAUGGACCCAUUUAUAACACUGUUGUGUGGUUCAGCAGUAGUUUUAAAAGGAAUUCUGUAUGUGGUAUAAAAUAUUGGUCCAUAAUGACAGAGGCAAAUGGAGUAUGAAUUAAAUAACUUUAUAUAAAUGUCUGAUUAUACACAUUAAAUGAAUGUUUAUGUAACUGAUGAACUUUUUCAAACUUUUAGAAUCACCAAAAGAGUCCAAAAACUUCUUAUGCUGAUCCCCACUGACCCUGCUGUCUCUGAGGCGCUUGAUUUGAUUGGUCAGAAGGUAAUUAAGAAUUUAAUCUUUCUGACACAAUCUGUUUUGUAGUUUGAGAAGAAGCAACAUCUGCUGCUUGGGCCACAUUGUUUCAGUGGUGCCCCAUUCAGAAGAUAAAGAUGUGUAUUAUUGUGUGUUUAAGAAAACAGUUAAAUAUAUUUCAUUUACAGUCCUCUAUAGCACUGUUUCCCAAAUGGUGGCCCAAUGAAUAUUUUUGGUCAAAUAAAAAAAUAAAUAUAAUUAAUAAAUCUGGUGCUGGUCCCUGGUGCAAUUUGGAAACUUCACCACUGGUCUGCCAACCUAUAAACUUUGGGAAACUCUGCUGUAGAGCCUACCUAUAAUAGGUCAACUUGAUCUCUAAUAGGCCAAAUAGAUCUCUAAUAGGUCAGAAAGAUCUGUCUUAGGUUAGAUAAAACUGUAUAAUGCAAGCAGCCUGUCUUUGACCAUGUGUUUUAUUUCAAUGAAUAGGCUUCGAAUUAAGUAUUUUUGAUAAAUUUAAAAAAUGCAUUCUGUUUGUUGAGCAAAAAUGAGUGUGCGUUUUGAAAAGUUAGGUAAUAAUACCUUUUCAAUAGAGCCAUUCAUAGCUAAAAAUAAAAGCACUUUUAUGGGUGUAAUAUUAAUGGCGUCGAUUUAUGGAAUUUUUCUUUAGAUAAAUCUCUUGACAUAAAAUCUAAGAGAAGCUAAAUUAAUUUUUAAAGCUAUCCUUUCACUGAAAUAUUUAUUUUUAAUAUGGAUUGAUAGCAUUGAAGACAGUGAUCCAUUUCUGUCAUGGUAAUAUUAAGUCUUCGAUGUUGUACAAAAGCUGAGAGUUCUCAUAUGUAGAAAAGCUUCCUUUUAACAGAGCAUGAAGUCAGCUGCUUCAUCUGAGGACCUAUCAAAUGUCAAGUCAAGCCCCAAGAAAAGUCUCCCCACGAUAGUUUCUAAUCCUCGACUGUCUCCUAAGGAGACGAUGAAAUAUUUGUUUAAUAGCAGCCAGCCUGAAAUGAGUGCCUUUCGAGUUCUAUACAAUUUAGAGGUAAGUGUCUCUAUACAGUUUAGAGGUAAGGGUCUCUAUACAGUUUAGAGGUAAGGGUCUCUAUACAGUUUAGAGGUAAGGGUCUCUAUACAGUUUAGAGGUAAGGGUCUCUAUACAGUUUAGAGGUAUUGUCUCUACAGUUCUUUACAAUUUAAAUUUGAGUGUCUGCAGCUAUUUUAUAAUCAUCCUGAGUAUGAUUUUGAACAACUCCUCAUUUCCCCUUUCCUCAGACUUGACUUCUUUCAACAAGGUCCUACUUGUGCCACACUUGGUUUUUGUUCUAUUUGAUGUUAACUUGUGUGAGAAAUAGCCCUACAGGGAAAUGAAGAGUUACAAACAAACAUUAAUGCUGUGUCCAUCAUGUCCCAACAGGGCUAUUUAAUAUGUGAUUAAACACCCCACAACACAUUUAUUCAUCAGUAUACCAGAGAUAAAGUCUAUUUUUAAAAUUAUGCUUUGAAAUGAGAGCUUGUAACAGGGGUCCUCAAACUAAUAACCUCAGCUGAUCAUUAAACUGAGAGUGGGCCAAGUGAAACAGCAGAAAAUGGCCACAGAAUCAGGGACCACAGCCAUAAGAAGAUGAAAUAGCUCACAUGGUCAACAAUGCUGUUUCAAACACUACUAAAACUAGAAACUUGAUUUUGGUUUGAUUUUUUUAUUUCUUUGAAGUUACUUUCGGACACGAAAUCUAUAACAGGGAGUAACUGAGUUUGACCCCCAUCAUAGUUAUCGACUUAUCCAAAGUUUAAUUUUUAAAUAAUGCUGUAUAAACAGUUGAGAGAUCUUAAGGCUUUCAAAGAAUAAUGAGUAGACUCAAGACCUUUGUAUAAACAGUUGAGAUCUUAAGGCUUUCAAAGAAUAAUAAUUAUACUCAAGACCUUCCAUCAAUUUUGUUAACAUUAAAAACCUAGAAGCUUUUCUCAUUACUCCUCAUUUAAAUCUAUUAAAAAUGAAGUGGUUACUGAAAAAUUAGUGGGUUCUAAUUAUACUAUGACGUGGAUAAGGCAUACUCUCCGAAAACCCCCAGACAGCACCACCAGACAAUGCCUAACAUGGAACCCACAGGGAAAAAGAAAGAGAGGAAGGCCUAAGCAUACAUGGAGAUGUGAGUUAGAGGCAGACACGCAAAAUUUGGCAUACACCUGGAAGCAAUUGGAAAGGAAAGCACAGGACCAUGAGGAGUGGAAAGUUCUUGUGGAUGGCCUAUGCCCCAGACGGGGUAAAAAGGCAUAAGAAGAAGAAGAAUUAUACUAUAAUUUCAUAAAUUUCCACAAUUUUAAUGCAUUCUCUAAAAAUACUAUCUUGCAUAAAUUAAAUAUCAAGGUUAUAACAAAAUUUUCUUAUUUGACAGGUUCUCAGCAGCAAACUGAUGCCUACCUCUGAAGAUCCAGCUAUGCAGGCAAGUGCCCAGAAUUUCUGUAUGGAGUUUCUGCUAAAUGAAGGUCUUUCCUUGGUGGUCAGUGUUCUGCAGCCUGAGUCACUGCCCGCUGAUAUCAACUAUGAAAUUAGGCAAGGAUGCUACUCAAUCUGCUUACAACUGGCCAGGUAAUUUAUAAAUUAAGGUUCUUUUAUUGAUCCAAAGAAAUGGAAAUGUGUUUUGAUUACAUUAUAAUAUUCUUUUGCAGCAUAUAGAUAAAAAUUCUGAUAAAUAUUUUUUUUAAUUUACCUAGUAGAAUUUAAACAUAAGUGCAAAAAUCAGCCACCAUGUAUAAAAAAAAACUCAAGUCCUUGUCAAAGAACAAUAAAGUAAUGAGCAAAACAAAGUAUGGGGGGAAAAAAGAAAAAAAGCAUGCAACACAACAAGGAACAUGUCGACAAAAAGCCUUCUUUAGUGAAAAACAACAGUGAAAACAAUAUGACAUAAAAAUAAACACUUAGACUUAUAUGCCGUAUAUAAUAAAUUAAAUAAGGUACAAACUUACUUAAUGUCAAUAGUUAGUGAAAUAAUUCCUCAGGAUAUAUUCAGUGGCUUUUUGAUAGAAGUUCUCUGUUAAUAUUCAGUGGCUAUUUGAUGGAAUUUCUCUGUUAAUAUUCAGUGGCUAUUUGAUAGAAUUUCUUCGUUAAUAUUCAGUGGCUAUUUGAUAGAAUUUCUCUGUUUAUAUUCAGUGGCUAUUUCAUGAAAGUUCUAACAUUACAAUAGUGGUAUUAAGAUGAAACACCCAAUACAAAAUAAUAAUAAUGGUAUCAAGGGGAACCACCCCAUACAACAUAAUAAGCGUAUCAAGGUGAACCACCCUAUACAACAUAAUAAUGGUAUCAAUGUGAAAAACCCCAUACAACAUUAAGGAUGUGUCACCACACAACAACUUUAUAUUAUGCAUUCAUAAUGCACCCUCAUUAUGCUCCCUACACAUAUGGACACAGACAAUGCUAUUAUCAGACACUGUGCUGUUAUCACACAAUAUCCUGUUAUCACACACUAUUCUGUUAUCACACUACACACUAUAUUUAACACACACUCUCCCAAUAUCACACACUAUCCUGAUAACACACACUAUCCUGUUAUCACACACUAUCCUAAUAUCACACACUAUCCUCUAAUCACACACUAUCUGAUUAUGUAAAGCACUUUCUCAAGUUCGUGAUGAAAUAUCCUGUAUAAAAUCAACAGGUACCUGCUCUGUGGACAAACUGUGACAGGGGAGGCAAACAAGGACUCUGGCUCAGCUGCGUUGCUGCCAUCACCACUGAGAAGUAAUUCUAAAUGGGGACAUGCCAUUCAGGUAUCUGAUCAUGGAGUUGAUUGAAUAUUAUAUGACCAAUAAAUUGGGGUGGGGGGGUGGGGGGGGUGUUGCUAUACUUGAGGUGUCAUUGGUUCUGUCAGUAUUAAAUGACCUAUAAAUGAGAAUUAUCAUAUCUGAUCAUUUUGUUAAUUAAAUAUAGUAUUAGAUUACCAUUAGAUGAAGUAAUUUCAUACAGCUAAUCUAUCUGAUCAUCAUCCUGAUUCUGUUAUUUAAAUAUUCCUAGUUUUUCAUGUGAUAAUGAAUUAACUUAAUUUGGAAGUUGUUCUAUUUUAGAGUUUAAGCACACAAGAGUUUGUAGAAACUGUUUCCUGUUUCAUGAAAGUCACAUGGGCAGCAGCAUCGGGGAGGCUCCACCUCCUCAGCUCUAACCAGCCAAUCAAAGACAGCAGGGAAGGGUUUGGCUGUGGCCAUAGAAGCAGGCAAAGUAGUACAGGUAAAUCGUAGUGCAGGUACAAAUAUGUAGAAAAAAAAUUGAUGAAUUGAUAGAGUUAAGUCAAACAUUGUUGUAAUAAAAAAGGAGCUACUGAAAUUUUGGGUUUUCUGCUGACCUCCCUGGUACGCAUGAUUAAAUCUUUGAUUCUCAACACUUUUAGAUUGCAAGCCCUUCUCUAUAGUUACUGUUAAUUUAUCAGAGCAAUCUGACUGGCUGAUUUGACAGCACAAACAGUGACAAUGAUUUUCAUGUCACAACAAGUGAAUGUAUCAUCUCAAAUGCUAAUUGAACCAAUUCGUUCAUCCCUUCUCUUACAGGCAGUUCAGCCAGCACCAACAGUGACAGUGAUUCUCAGGCCCACCACACAGGGAUCUACUCUCAUCAUGUGACCAUUCCUACUCAGGAUGCCAACAUCGCCAAGGAGGCUCUAGAAAUUUUAAUAACAUGUCUUCAGCUAAGAAAGGAAUUAUUAGGUGAGAUUCAGGCAAGACACUGGUGGAACAAUAGGUCUUAAAUUGUUGCUGAACUGUGUGGGAUGUUUGCUUAAUUGUAUGUGGCUAUGGAAAAUGAGUUGUAUGACACUAUGUCAAUAAUGUCACUUGAUUCAAUGAGUAAUUAUUGUCCUGUAUAACUAGGUUCUGUGCGUGAACUUGAUUCAAAGAGUAAUUAUGUCCUGCGUAAGUAGGUUCUGUGUGUGAAUUUUAGUCAGUGAGUAAUUAUGCCCUGUGUAACUUGUUUCUGGGUGUUAAAUCAGUCCUGUCUAACUUCCAGUCAGUUCUAGAUAAUUUUUUUUUUUUUAAAGAUAAGCAUUUGUCAAAUAGCUUAUUACAGAACAUCUGAUAGUUACUAUCAUAGGGACAUCGUUGUUUUGCUUCUAGUAUUUAACUAUUUAAUUACAGUUGUUUCCACGCUUUUUCUUAUAGUGUCAUUCUACACGCUGCCGUAUGUCAGUGAGUUUGUCUUGGAACUUCUUGUGGGCUGUCCUCUUGCCAAUAUAAGGGAUGUAACUCUUGAGCAGCUCUUUCUCCUGUCCAAGCUGGAGCUAUCUAACCCUGAGAUGGGUGACGCAGUACAGACGCCACGACAGUUUAUCUUGAAGCUGUUACUCAAAGCGUACCUUCCAUUCUGGGUGUCAUCAUCUAAUGCUCGGGGAUCCACACAAAAGUUGGUAUUUUUAAUAAGUCAUUUUGUCCAAAGUUUUGUUAUUUCAAAUGUUUUAAUUAUAGGAACAUUGCAUCAAUUUUAAUCAAUGGUUUUGUUACUGGCAUACCAGACAAUUUUUUUUUACUGGCAUAGCCAGAUAAUUUAUGUAUUUUUUUAACUGGCAUAUCUGUACAUUUGAUUCUUGUUCUUUCUGAUUUCUUCUUUUAAGACUUCUAAACCAAUGUUCCCAGUAUUUUGAGCUGAGAUGUCGACUCUUAGAAAAUUUAUCUUGUAAGUAGACUUUAAUCAGGAACCUCUUAACUUACGGGUGACCAAUAAAAUGCAGAUUUACCAGGUCGUAAAAUAAGGAAAUAAACAAAAUACCCAUAAAGUGAAAACUUGGAACAGAGCCAAGCAACAGCAAAGGUUGGGACUCAAAGGCUUCCUCAACAAAGUUCACAACAAAAUGUACACAAAAAACAGACCUGUUUACUCUUACGAUUUUGGCAUACAAUGUACGAUUUUGAGGUGUAUACAUUAUAUAUGCUGUAUGUUUAUUUUUACUAUAAAUAUAACGUGUUGAACGAUUUUGUGAUGAUGUUGUACGAUUUUAAGAGUUUGAGGGUAAACAGGUCUGGAAAAAUGAAAAAUUGUUCUGAAUCUGAGAAUAAAAUAUAAUUUAACAGAUGAUCAUGAUGUAGCUUAUCAAGAUUUCUCUUACUGUGUGCAUCUUAUUUCCUCAACCUGUAGCUACUAGUUUUGAAAUCAUUGUUGUUGUUUUUUAAAUCAAUCAUUCUUUUGAAAAUGUAUCAUGUUAAAUAAGUUUUUCAUAUUAAUAACAAUAUUGGCCUGUAUUGAAUUGAUUUAAUCUUAUAGUGUAGUGUUAGAACAAAAUGGACUGGGUAUUGACUUAGUAAUUGAUAUAAAAAAUUUUCAGUGUUGGAACAAAAUGGACUGGGAAUUGACUUAGAGUCAAUGCUUGAAGAUGAGAUUGCCUGGCUGAGCAAUUUUGUCCCCUCACGCCAUGCCGACCUCCAACAAACAGACAACACCUUACUGGCAGGACACCUCAAGCUGAUAAGAACAUUACUAACAUGUGAGGGUGUCGACAAGGCAGGCCAUGGUGGGUAACUCUUUUAUUCCUUUCAAUCAAACAAUCGCAAAAACAAAUUAGGAAAUAAUUUAAUUGAAAGACGUGUUUUAAAAUUUCACCCCAAAUUUAUAUUUUGUUAUACGACUAUUUAAUUCUAAACACAGCUCAUCAGUUCAGAGUUUACGAAUACCAAAAGAAUGACUUCAGUUAUUUGUUAGUGUUAUAAAUCAUGAAAUAAAUGUUCAUUCUAAUUUAUUGUACUUAAUUUUCUGUUUUACUAUUUCUCUAUGAAUACCGGAGUUAGCACCAUUAGAAGUUCUUAUAAAUACUAUACAAUUAAUGAUGUUACCACCAUCAGUUGUUAAUAUCAAUUCUAUACUUCAACUUGCGUUAACAAAAUCAAUAGCUAAGGUCAUUUCUAUACUACUACUUGGUGACCACUAUCAGUAGUUAUUAUCAAUUCUUUACUAUUUGUGUUACCACCAUCAAUAAUUAAUACCAAUGCUGUGCAACUUUUGCCAUUACAACCAUUAUUAGUUUUCACAACCGUUAUUAGUUUUAAAGAGACCAGGCCAAUUAGUCUAGUUCAAAUUAUGUAAUCAGAAAUGUCACUGAUGUUUGUCUUAAGUUUCUAAAUGUUUCAUUAUGUAAUGUCUAAAUCACCAGGUUCCAGCCUGGUCAGCUACCUGCUUCAUGACUUCCUGUUUCCUGCUUCCAAACUAAUGUUAGACAGUAUGAACCAGCCAGCCCAGGACAGUAGUCUAAUGGAGUUUAAUCCCAAGUAAGAAACUUAACAUUAUUUUGCUAACUGUCCUAUGAGGGGCCAUCCAUAUAUUAUUUACACAAAAAAAGUCAAAUUUUCCACCCCUCCUCCUUUUGCACACAUCCCUUUUUUUAAUAUACCCCCUAGGCCUAUUUAAUAUGGGUUUUUACCACCCACCCCCCUCCACCACCACCCAAAAAAACCACCAACUACUCAAUUUAUAUUUACAUAAUUAUGACGUCACACCAAAAAAAACUUGUCAGGGUCUUUCCACAACUGUUUGGCAAGCCCAGAUUCCCCAAAUGUGUGACACUUCACCCUGGGAUGUUGUGUAGCCCUUGGCAGGGCUAUGGGGAGGGGUAACCUUUUAUUAUUUAAUAAAAAUGUCAUUGCUAACUUGAAGAAGUGUAAUUUUUUAGAAAUUGAUUCAGUGCGCCUGGUAAAAACCUAACUUUGGCCAGGGCUCUGAAAAUCAAACAAUUUUAGGAACUACUUGCACAGCUGAACAAAAUUAACUAAAUACAUCAUGCACAUGGAACAUACCCAAGGACCAUGCCAUAAAUGAUGACACCAACCUUCAGCAGAUUCUUCCCCCUGCCCACCCCUGCCCUUUUUUUUUCGACACAAAUCAGAUACAUGUAACACGCUUUAAACACACUUCAUCACAAAAUUGUGGAGCGCCCCCCCCCCCUUCCUCUUUUCCCACCCACGCACAAUUUGCCCUAAACAUAUGACAUUUUUUAUUAGUGGCUUCAAAGGCAAAAAGGUGACAAAAUAUUACUGUUGCUACCCUACUAUUAGUGUGAUUUAUAGCAUGUUCACUUCUUGUGAAAACACUGAGCAACAGUGUGAUGACAUUUACAAAAUGCUCUUUAUAGACUCAGAAUUUCAUGAAAAUUAUUGCAGAAUUUUUAUUUCACUUUUGUGAAUAAAUGUUUGUACUUUCUGCCGAGAGAGAGAGACGUCCAACCCCCCUACGGGCCCUAUGCAUGCAUAUAUAAAUUUCCAAAAUUGACAAGCCUUCCCCCAUCGGUACGAACGUACUUAGGAAGUCCCUAAGAUUGAAUCUAAUGCUUAGUCAUAAAUGCUUUCAUCUCUCUGUUAAUUAUUCUUUCAUCCAUCUGAGUGUGUCACCUUGUCAUUUUACAAUGUCUCUAUGGAGCUGUGUCACCUUGUCUUUGGACAUUGCCUGUGUGCUGCAAGGUUUCUAAGAUUUGAUCAACAUUUCAGAUGUUCCAACUCUGAGUCUCGUGUUGCAGCGUAUGACCUCCUGGCAGAGCUGUCUAAUCAUUGCCUGGCCAACCUGAAGCUGAUCUGUAAGGAGCUGCUCAUAAUGCACCAUCAGCUGAUUGACAACAAGGAAUGGGAGGUAAGCCGGUCUUUCAUGGGAGCUAAGAUGUUCUUUCAUGGGAGGUAAAGCAGUCUAUAAAACCUACAUGACUUUUUAUUUACUGAAAACUUUAACAAUAGCACUAUUUAAAUGCAGGCUAGAGGUCUGACCUUUUAGUUACUGAAAACUUACAGUCACUCAUAUUUUUAUCCAAAACGCAAGAAAUAAAUUAAUUAAUAUUUGUUGUUUUUUUUAGAAUGUAUUAUUGCACUUUAUCGCUAAAUAAUCUAAUAAACAUUUAACUGAAUUACUAUUGAAACAUUAAACUGAAUUACUAUUGAAACAUUAAACUGAAUUACUAUCGAAACAUUAAACUGAAUUACUAUUGAAACAUUAAACUGAAUUACUAUUUAAACUUUAAACUGAAUUACUAAUGAAACAUUGAACGAAUGAGGUUAAGUGAACUAUAGAGAUUAAAAAUCAGUGGUUCUCAACCUUCCUAAUGCUGCGACCCUUAAAUACAGUUCCUCAUGUUGUUGCGACCCCUAGCCAUAAAAUUAUUUUCAUUGCUACUUCAUAACUAGAGUAGAUGUGUUUUCCGAUGGUCUUAGGCGACCCCUGGGAAAGGUUCGUGCGCCAAGGGGGAAGCGGCCCCCAGGUUGAAAACCGCUGUUAUAAAUAAUGGUGACUUUCCCUUCUCCUAGUACAUGCCGCCAGUGGAUGGCCGAGCGAGCUGUGGAUAUGUAGGACUAAAGAAUGGAGGGGCCACCUGCUACAUGAACUCAGUGCUGCAGCAGCUUUAUAUGACCCCAGGGGUACCUGAGGCAGUGCUCAGUGUUGAUGAGGACCAACCUGACGAAGAGUCGUAAGUUUCUUCUAUAAACUCAUCAUUGGUCCACUUUAAGUCUGUUGUACUUUUUAUUAGUCCACUUUAACCCACAAGCUGUCAAAUGCAAACGUGUUGUGGGUGUCAACUUUUUUUUAAGUAACUUUGGUAUGUAUCACUGAAAUCCCAAAACUUACAGAAAAUGAAUCCAGAGACCCGUAUAAUUAAAGAUAUUCUUAGAGUAACUUGGCAAAGUUAUCAUAUGGUAAAUUGGACAACGAAUCUUAUGUUAAAUUGGACACAGUAUCAUAUGGUAAAUUGGACAACAAAUCUUAUGUUAAAUUGGACACAGUAUCAUAUGGUAAAUUGGACAAGGAAACAUCGUAAAUUGGACAAAGAAUCUUAUAUUAAAUUGGACAAGGAAUCAUAUGGUAAAUAGGACAAGGAAUCAUCUGGUAAAUAGCACAAGGAAUCAUUUGGUAAAUAGGACAAGGAAUCAUAUGGUAAAUUGCACAAGGAAUCAUCUGGUAAAUAGGACAAGGAAUCAUCUGGUAAAUAGGACAAGGAAUCAUCUGGUAAAUAGGACAAGGAAUCAUAUGGUAAAUAAGACAAGGAAUCAUAGUAUGAAUGUUCGAAUUCUGUUAGCUAUGUGGAAUCAUAUGACUGUGAUACUGUUUAUCAUUCUUCAACUCAUACCCAUACUGACUUCUGUGUCAUUUUCAUCAUCUAAAUAAGUUUAUCAGACAAAUGAAGCAUUAUUCUUUCAUUUAAGAAAAUAUAAAGUUAUUUGGGUUUAUAGAUACGGUAGUUAAAAAAAAUUGAUUCAUUGAUAACCCACAUACUUCUUUAAAAUGAUAAUAAGGCGGAGAGACUGCAAUCAGGUGAAGGAAAAGGAGAUAAGUCAAACAAAGUGAGAAAACCUGAAAAAAGGGCGCAACAAACCUGUUGGCAAGAAGCCUUCUUUAGCUCUUUUGUCGCAUCCUCUUUUUUUUUUUCUGGCUUUCUCAUACUUUGAAUUAUUUCUUUAUAUAAUGCCUAUUAAAUUAAUGAAUACCCUAUUUUCCACUACUUCCACGAUAAGAACUUGACCUGCUUAAACUAUCAUCACUUUUCAUUUCUAUCUUUAGCAUAUCUUGUUCCACUUUUUUGACAGUUCAUUGGUUAAGUUGUUUGGAUUUCGUAUUGGUUCACUUCAAGUUGGUAAUAUUGGUCUAUUUGCUGAUGUCUGCAUUUGUGCUAUCACGCAUGGACUAUUGCAAUUCUCUCAUGGUGGGUCUUCCAGCUAUGCUCCUUGAUAAAAUUCAGAUAGUACAGAAUAAUGCGGCUCGAAUUGUUCUCCGCAAAAGCAAGUUCGACCAUGCAAAUUCAAUUCUGAGAGAGUUGCAUUGGCUGCCGGUGCGUACUCGCAUAGAGUACAAAAUCGCAACUUUGUGCUACCGCUGUCUACAUGGCCUGGCGCCGUCCUAUCUGAAAGAGCUGCUGACGCCUUAUGUACCAACCAGACAACUCCGCUCAUCCGACAGUGGCAAACUCUUGACACCACGUGUUCGCCUUGAGACUUGCGGAAAGCGCACUUUCGCGUUUGCUGGUCCAACAAUUUGGAACGCCCUUCCACUCGAUCUCAGAAACAUCCAGACACUGGAGUCUUUUAAAACCGAUUUAAAGACACAUUUAUUUCGCAAACACUUUCUGGGAUGAUUGUCUACCAUAUUUUCCAUUUAAUGCAUAUUAGAUGUGUUGCUCACAGUUGAAAUGGGUUGAAAGACUUUGACAAUGUAUGCUUGUAAUUAGUUUUUGUAGUAUUGCGUUUGUUUUAAACGUGGUAAAUUAUAGAUUUGUUUUUUGUUGACUUUGUACCACGCUUCGAGCCUUUGGGGAUGAAGCGUGUUUUUGAAAUGAACUUUAUUAUUAUUAUUUUAAAUAGGAUUUUUUUUUCUUAGUCCACUUUGAGAUGAUGGGAUCUCUAAUUGGUUCACUUUAAGUGAUUUAUGUAAUUCUUACAUCUAAAUGAACUUUGACUGUACUGACUGUAAUUGUUUCAUUUGAACACAGAGUGUUUUACCAAGUGCAGCAAAUGUUUGGUCAUUUGAUGGAAAGUCGCCUACAGGCUCAUGAGCCUGAGAAAUUCUGGCAGGUCUUCAAACUUUGGGGCCACUCUAUCAAUAUUCGAGAACAACAGGAUUCUUUUGAUUUCUUUCAGGCUGUACUUGAUCAAAUAGAUGAACAUAUGAAGGUAGGAUUUUAAUGAUAAAAUAGACCAACAGAGGAAGUUAGCAUAUAGAAUUUAAAGAUCAAACAGAUGAACAUAUUAAGUAGGAUAUAGAAUUUAAUGAUCAAAUAGACGAACUUAUGAAGUUAGGUUAUAGAAUUCUAGUGAUCAAAUAGAUGAAGGUAGGAUAUAUAAUUUAAUGAUGUACAGUACCUGGAUACUGCUUCACCAGUAGUGUUGGAUUCUUGACAUCAUCUAACAUCAAUUUCACAUUAUGUGUUACAUCUGGACAUUUAUUCAACAACUUUGUUCCAUUGAAGAGAUUGUUCCAUUGAAGAGAAUAAACACUGUCUUUUCUUGUCUCAUUUCAAAGUAAGGACUAUGGUGCUUCCAUUCGAAUGGGGGUUUUUUUUGUUGAGAUUUCUUUUUUGUUGUGCUUUCAAAAUCAUUUUUCACUUGCAAGUAACAUUUUUCAAGUAAUUUUUAGAAAUUUAAAGGGGCUGUGAAAAAAAUAUUUAAUACUUUUUAAAAAAAAGACUUUCUAUCAAACUCAAAGAUUACUUUAAUUAAACUCAUUAAAAAGUAAAAAAUAUUUUUGUUUAAUUUCUUAAAAUGGAUUACGCAUAGAAAGUAUGUGCAUUCUAUGAAGCCCAAGUAUUCCUAUUAAAAGUAGAAGAAAAUCAUACAUGUUUGCAAUAUAUUUUCUGCACAAACUUAACUUAUUUACAGUUUUCGUAAAGAAUUUUAAGAAAAGUACUUUAUACGUUUUAGUGUUUAAACUUUUUAAAAUACAUUUUUUAUUUCUAAUUAUUAGUAUUCAAAUUACAAUCUUUAAAUUACCAACGAAGGUAGACUAUACUUUUAUAAACUCAAAAUCCCGGUUAAAGUGACUUAACACUAAAGCUUUACCUUGACAUAAAACUAAAAAAGUAGAUUUUAACUGCUGCAGCUUUUUACAUCGAGCCUACAUUGUUCCAAGUCUGGUUAUCCAAAGCCCUGAUCCCAUCAAAGAAAACCCUAGUUAGGAUCAACAGUUAUGGUGCAAGAGACAGGAUAAAAACCUUUUCUAAUGUGAUAUUAUUUAACUGAUGCGGCACAUGCUGUCCAUUGUUUGAGUCAAGUUAUCUAUGGAAAGCCUUAUCCCAUCCUAACCUAAAAUUCUAUUUAGGAUCAACGAUUAUGUAAGAGACUGACCAGAUUAGGUUUUCCUUGUAUAAGUCCUCAAGUCAGCCAAUGACCAUCCCCUAUAGCAGUCACCAUACAUGUCAAUAUUAAGAAUUUGGGCGCCAGGCCAGGUGAGCACCAGCUGCCACUAGAGUUAAAAAUUGUGCCUCCGAAAUCUCUUGAUUGCGAUUCCGCACCGGACUUGUGGCCAUUUUGACCAUCCCGUGUGCCAUGAACGGCAGAGGCCCUUUUAUUGAUUGAAGAAAUGUUUCUAUCACUUAAAAACGUGUUUGAUAUUCUAUAACAGUUUUCAAAUUAGACAUAUCCCAUCUCAAUAAAUAGAAAGAAGAUCAUCUUGUUUUUUAAAUUAGAUUUUUCAUUAAACAAUUUUUAGUAUUCAAUUUAAGAUGACAUAUAACUUAAGAUGUUUGUGUUUGAUUAAUAUUAUAUAUGAAUUAAUUUUGUUUAUAAAAAAUUUGAAGGGAUGGAAUACCAAACAUUGAAGAGUUAUUUCCCAUGAUUUUUUUUAAAUUAAAAAAAUAUAGGGGAAGUAAUUCCACACAACAACAACAACGAUUUAAUUAUUAAAAACAAUUUUUUUUUUUUUUUUUUUUUUUCAGGAAAGUGGCAAGGAAGAAAUUUUCAAAAAGAAAUUUCAAGGAAUCUUUUCCGAUCAAAAAAUUUGCAAAGACUGCCCUCACAGGUAAAAUAUCACAGUUGCUCUCACGAGCAUAUCAUUAUUUAUUUAAAUUGUCACAUCGGUACCUAGCAAAAUUUUUAUUAUAUUUUUGUUGACUGUUAUCGGAAAGCACUGGUGAUUAAUAUUUCUCCUUGAAGGUUUGAGAGAGAACCAUUAUUAGAGUGCACUGGUGAUUUGUAUUUCUCCUUAAAAGGGAUGAGAGUGAACUGUUAUCAGAGUGCACUGAUGACUUAUAUUUCCACUUGAAGGUAUGAGAGAGAAGAGGCUUUCAUUGCUCUGAACCUGACUGUGAAGAAUGCAACACUCCAGGAUUCACUAGACCAGUUUGUCAAGGGGGAACUACUGGAAGGGGCUAAUGCUUAUUUCUGUGAGAAAUGUGGGGAGAAGGUUAGUCUCCAAAUGUAUUUAUAUUGAAAUUGAUAUAUUCAUAAUGUUUAUCACUUUGCUUAUCAAUGUAUAUUAAUUAAGGUGUUGAUUAUAUAGCUUAUUAUGGUUAAUUUUUAAAUAAGAAUCAAUCCACAUGGGCUACAAACUUCUUCAACUCCUUUUACUGAAACAAAAAUUUUAAGUUUAAGUAACACUUGGGUAACUGUAAAAAAAAAUUGACAUGCUGCUCUACGUAUGUUAUUAUAUAUUGUGUUUGAUAGAAUUUUAUUACAUGUUGAAUUUAUUUUUAACAAAAUUAAAUGUCAUAAAUACAAUAGAUAUUUUAUUGUUUCUUAUAUUAUAUGUUUUUGGCAGUUAAUUGAUGUUAAAUUAUUUGUGCUUUUGAAAACAUUAUGCAACUGCUUCCUAUUUUAUCAAUAAAUGUUAGUGCUCUAAGGGGCAUACCACUGUUAGUGUGUAGUGUAAUGUGAAUAAUGUCUGUUGGUUGAACCAAUGUUGAAUAGUUUCAGAGGAGUACACUUAAUGUCUGAUGGUUGAACCAAUGUUGAAUAAUUUCAGAGAAACACAAUCAAGAGAAUGUGCAUCAAGAAACUGCCCCCACUGCUGUGCAUACAACUGAAGAGGUUUGGCUACGACUGGGAGGCCAACAGAGCUCUCAAGUUUGAUGACUACUUCAAGGUAAUCCACAAAGACAUCUCUACACAGGGACAAUACAUCUCCACACAGAGACAUCUCCACACUGAGACAUCUGCACAUAGACAUCUGAACACAGACAUCUCCACACAGAGACAUCUCCGCACUGAGACAUCUGCACACUGAGACAUCUGCACAUAGACAUCUAAACACAGACAUCUCCACACAGAGACAUCUCCGCACUGAGACAUCUGCACACUGAGACAUCUGCACAUAGACAUCUCCAGACAGAGACAUCUCCACACUGAGACAUCUCCACAUAGACAUCUCCACACAGAGACAUCUCCACACAGACACAUCUCCACACAGAGACAACUCCACACAGACACAUCUCCACACAGACACAUCUCCACACAGAGACUUCUCCACACAGAAACUUCUCCACACAGAGACAUCACCACACAGAGACAUCACCACACAGAGACAUCUCCACACAGACACAUCUCCACACAGACACAUCUCCACACAGAGACAUCUCCACACAGACACAUCUCCACACAGAGACUUCUCCACACAGAGACUUCUCCACACAGAGACAUCACCACACAGAGACAUCACCACACAGAGACAUCACCACGCAGAGACAUCACCACACAGAGACAUCUCCACUCAGACACAUCUGCACACAACAACAAACAAUAGCAACAAACAAACUCAAUAAACAAAAUCUUGAGUUUCAAUAAAAUAAUUUGAGGAACUACGUUCAUGCUGAGUAAAGGAAGUAGUGGAACAAGAUAUGUUUAAGCUUGAAAUGAAAAGACAGACAAUUAAAAUGAAGCCUCAGAAGGAUGUCCUCUUCAGCAGACAAGACACAACAAUUAAAAUGAAGCCUCGGCAGGAUGCCCUUUUCAGCAGACAAGACACAACAUUUCAAUGUUGGAAGCGCAGCGCUCCAUCUAUUUGAUUUCUUUUCAUUUCAGUCCUAAACAAAUCUUGUUACACCAUUUACUUGAGGUUCAAGAGCUGCUAGCCUACAACGCUACUAAUCUACCUAAUGGUUUUAUUAUUAUUACCACAGAUUAUUAACAUAUCUGUUUUAUUAAAACUUUACAAAAAUUAUUUUCUUUCAUUACUUGCUAGUUCCCAUGGCGACUAGAUAUGGAGCCGUACACUGUGGACGGGAUGGCCAGGAGAGAAGGUCAACAAGGGGGCUCUGGUUCUGACACACAGUCAUUGGGCGGCACAGAAAGUGAACACAUGGGCACCGACUCACUGAAUGGAGAGAUAGAAUCGGGGAUAGAGGCGGCGUCCAUCAACUCCGAGUCUAACCCUAUACAAUAUGACCUUGUCGGUAUUGUCGUACACAGCGGCCAGGCCAAUGCAGGACACUACUAUUCAUUAAUAAGAGACAGAAGGUUAGAAAAACAUGAGUGGUUUUAUUAGAAUUUGUUAUAUCCACCUGUUAUCCUAAUGUAACUGACGGAAAACGAAGCCAGAAAACGCAAGGGACUACGAUGCUUGCUGGUUGCACCCAUCCCUUGGAUGAUUAAAAUCAUGUCAUUUUGUCCAUUUUUAAACUGUUUCAAGUAUAUUAGAUCCUUUGAGUCUUAGAAGUGUUUAACACAAGAUGAUCGUACCCUUGACUUGUUAUAGUGAUUUAUUCUCUUAGUAUGGUCAUUUAACUAUUCAACUGUCUCACCUCUGUUUGUGUGAUUAUACAACAAUGAACCUGUCUCUCCUACAGGGGCACUGCACUGACCAACCCCAACAAGGGCAAGUGGUUUAAGUUCAAUGAUACUGUUGUGGAGGAGUUUGACAUGAAUGAUGUCACUGUGGAACAAGAAUGUUUUGGGGGCACCUACAAGGCUAAAGUCUAUGAUUCCUGUAAGUGUGGCAUCAAUUAUUUAUCCCAAAAGAUCAUCUCAUGGAUUUGAUGGUCAAGGAAUAGCGAUAUGCUGAAAUUGUCCUGGUUUGGAAUUUAAUUGGAAAAUGAUUUAAUUAUAUUAUUUAAUAUUCUAAAAAUGUAAAUGUUCAAUAUAAUCUUCAUCAUCUCAUGCAUUUAUUGGUCAAUCAAUCAAUAUAUAUAUAUAUAAAGGCUAUCUGACAUGAGCUAUCUAAUGAAUUUUUGGUCUAAUAUGUUUUAUCUAUAUUCACAAUACUAACCAUUAAAUAAAAGAUCGAUGUUGCCUAUAAAUUUGGCAUAACUGUGUCGUUGAUUGCAUCAGGUUACAUCAGUCAGGUUCUAUCAGUCGGGUUACAUCAGUCAGGUUACAUCACUCAGGUAACAUCAGUUGGGUAACACCAGUCAGGUUACAUCGUCAGGUAACAUCAGUCGGGUAACAUCAGUUGGGUAACAUCAGUCAGGUUACAUCGUCAGGUAACAUCAUUAGGGUUACAUCGGUGGACACAUCAGUCAGGUUACAUCGUCAGGUAACAUCAUUAGGGUAACAUCGGUGGACACAUCAGUCAGGUUACAUAACACAUUAAAAAGCUUUAUACCUGACUUCCCAGCUAACACAUACCCUGAAGAAAGACUCCGCUACUGGAAUGGCUACCUCCUGUUUUAUGAAAGACAAGAAGAUCUCAGGUCACCAGUCACGGCCAAACGCAGUAAAAUCAUCUCUCGUAGAGUGCUACCUGAGGGCGGGUAAGUCACAUACUUGCAGAGUGGGGGUGGGUAUAUCACACACUGGUAAAAUACUACAGAGGGUGAAUUAGUCAUACACUCAUAGUGUUACCCGAAGUUGGUUAAGUCACAGACUUGUAGAGUGUUAAGUCAGUUUCCUGGUUCAGUUAAGUGACGGUUGGUUACCUCUUAUAAUAGACUAUUGUUCACCCUUUCAUAAUAGACAUUUGUCCACACACAUGUUAGACUAUUGUUCACUCUUUCAUAAUAGACGUUUGUCCACACACAUAUUUUAGACUAUUGUCCACAUUCUCAUAAGACUUUUGUCCUCACUCUCAUUCUCAUGUAAGACUUGUCCACACUCCCGUAUGAGACUGUUGUCUCCUCACAUAUUUGAAGAUUGUUCACACUUUCAUAAUAGACAUUUGUCCACACACAUAUUAGACUUGUUAACGCUUUCAUAAUAGACAUUUGUCCACACACAUAUAAGACUAUUGUUCACUCUUUCAUAAUAGACAUUUGGCCACACACAUAUUUAACUAUCAUCCACACACUCAUAUAAGACUAUUGUCCACACUCUCAUAAGACUUUUGUCCACACACUCAUAUAAGACUUGUCCACAAACUCGUAUGAGACUGUUGUCUACUCACAUAUUUGAAGAUUUUUCACACUUUCAUAAUAGACAUUUGUCCACAUAUAUCUGACUAUCGUCCACACACUCAUAUAAGACUAUUGUCCAAACACACCUGUAAGACCAUUGUCCUCACUCUCAUAUGAAACCAUUCUCCAUACACUGAUAUAAGACCACUGUCCACACACUCAUUUAAAACUAUUGUCCACACCCCCAUGACUAUUUCCAGUAAGCGAAGUUUGAACAGUGACAGUCUGAUGGAGCUCACAGAACUGGUCCACAAAGGGGAGAGAAAGGGGAUCUUCCUGGACCGGAUGCCAGCCGGUAUACAACAAGUUAUCCAUGCAGAGAACAUCACUUUUGUCAAAAAUAGGGACAUUUACAACCCAGAAUACUUCACUUUUGUCAGGCAGCUGGUCACUUUGGUGGCUCAGAAUAAGGUCAUUGUUGCCUCAUUGUUAUCUCACCAUUAUAUUCACAAAUGCUGCCAUAAUGAUGCUGUAGACCUGGUUACUUUUGCUGUACAAUGUACAAUUUUGAGAUGUCUUUUAAGAUUGUAUGCUGAACUACCAUUUUAAGAGACUGGGUUGAAAAAAUGUAUUCUGAUAGUUUUUAGGAUUUAACAAAAUUAAUACUGCAUUUUCAUUUAGUUUUAGCUUCUCUCUCCACUCACAGCUGUAAUACAUCCGAGAAAUACAAAUAGGUUGAGGACCAUCCAUCUAUGUGUAUAAUUUGCCAGCAAAGGUUAAACACCACCAUCAAGCAGGCUAUACAUAGAUACGCCAGGGUGUGGUUAAAUUAAUGAGUUCACUAGCGCGCAAAAUAUAAUUCCCGAUAACUACGCUAAAUGAUAUAUAUAUAUAUUGGUGCGUAAUAUUUUCUUUUUGAAAAUGAAAUCGUCUCAAUUUAAGUAUUGUGUAAAAAAAUAUUCUGUUUAAAAGUGGUUGGGACAUGAGAAUAUUAAUAUAGUUCAUGGGCGUGAAAUAAAAAGUGUGCUGUGUCGUAUCAUCGGCGGUUGGGUGGGGGGGGGGGGGCAGCAAAAAUGGGGAUUUAGUUUAUGUUUUGUCAAGUAGCUUUAGUAGAUAUGAAGCUCACACAUUGAUGUGACCAAUGUUUGGCGGGCUAUAUCUAGUAAUUGUAUAACAUAAGCACUGAGAGAGGUAGGGGACGGUGUCGAUUUAGGAACGUGUGGGUUUGCAGGGUUUUGGGGUAGGAGGAGUCAUCUUAGAUAUUUUUAAAGCUUAUAAAAUAACACUGCCUUGUCUCAUGAUGGUAAAGAUCAUCAAAUUGUUCUUCUGUAUUUUUACAAUGAACUCGCUUGAUACGGAAACAGUUACACUUAGCGUAGUCCCUCUAGUCUAAUGAUAAAUUUAAUCACAUUAGCUUUUGUUUGCUUUGGUGCUGUAUGAGGUAAUUUUGUGAGAUAAUAAUUUCAUUCUUUGGCUGAACCACAGUGUUUGCAAAAACUGAAACUGAGAACACUAUUAUUUUUUGUAUGAAUGCAUUCUCAAUUGCUCCGCAUCAUUUCAAAGCUAUUUUUAGAAGUCACUAAGCAGCUGUGCAAUUUUAAAACUCCAGCGCUCAUGUAGUUAUUAAACUAUCUGUUAACGGGAAAUAAAAUCAGGCUCCUAGGCUUAAUGCUGGGGGGAGCAACCAACUAAUUUUUAAAAAAAUAGAUUGUACUGAGUAAUCUUAAAUACAAAUUAUUGACAAAACAAUUUUACUAUUUAGUCAUUACUAAAAAUUAAGAAUUGAAAUAAACACAGAUAGGUCAAGGGAACUUCCUUCUCCCUAAGCAUUUCUUCGUUUUUCUUCCAAUUAAGUGUGUAAUGAUGCAAAAAUAAACUAUAUUCAAGUAUAUGCAAAAGUCAAUCACGAUUUUUUUUUUUUCUGGCGGGAGGGCUCGACCACCUCCCCAAACCCCCCCCCCUCUUUGGCGGGGGGCCUCGCUUUCCCCCCCCCCCCCCCCCCCCCCCCCCUAAUAAUACAAAAAUAAAACAUAUUCAAAUAAAUGCAAAAGUCAAUCACGAUUUUUUUUUUUUCUGGCGGGAGGGCUCGACCACCUCCCCAAACCCCCCCCCCUCUUUGGCGGGGGUCCUCGAUUUCCGCCCCCCCCCCCCACCCCAUCUUCGUCUAUCAAAGAGGUGAUGACAGGCAGCUUUUUACUUGCAAAUAAGCUCUGUACAUAAAUUUAUGAACUGGUAGUAACUGGUGUAAGAGCUGUUUAAAAAUAAUUCAUAUACGUAGGUCACUAAACGCCAUCUAGUGACCAUGUGUAGGAGUUUCUGAAGUCAUUAGUCAAAUGAGUUGCUAGUUUGCAACAGGUUCGCUGGCUGUCACAUUGGAUUAACAGUGUAAAUAAAAUUUUGAAAAUUGCUCAAUAUUUCGUGACACCACAUGGAGAUAUGGCCUACAUUUUAGGAUCCUUUGGGUCAUGCCAAACAGACAGUGGAGAAAACCAUUGACAUUUUAUUUACUGUCCUCAUAAGUGUCUACAAAAUAAUUGUGUUUUUUGGGGGGGUUUUUUAGGAGUGGCGGGGUUGCAAGCUUAUAGUAAAAAUGUGCAGGGGAUGGGGAGGGAGAAUUAGCCACCCUAUUCUUGUGAUUUCAGUUCAGUGUUUUCCUUCAGAUCUAUUUUUAUGUUUUCAUUCUUGUAGAGAUUUGUGAAUGCUUUAAUGCAGUGUUUCCCUUGUCUCCACCAGGACGAGCCAGACUACCCUGAGAUGACCAUCCAAUGUAUGCAACUUAGCAUUAGGUUUUUACUCAACACUUACUUACGGACACGCUUAAAAACACAGUAAGUGCUUUAGGGCUCUUGCUACUUUUGUAGUUAAUUGUUGUAAUAACUGAAUUCUUUGUAAAGCUGUGCCAGGCUACUGCUUUUGACAUUAUACGGCUGUGCUGAGAAGCUGUACCACUUCGAGACCAUUUACUGUAAGUUUUCUGGACUUCAGGACCUGAUAACUUGUAAGUUUUUGGUAAGGCCGAAAUGUCCCACCCAUUCCCUUGGGCCCAUUAUGUAUAACAAUUGCUGCUUCAUGACAGAAGUAUCCUGACCAAUGUUGUUUCAGAUUUUCCUAAUUAGACUUGGUCUUUGGCAUUCAGUAGACUUGGUCUUUGGCAUUCACAAGAAUUGGUCUAUGGCAUUCACUAGACUUGGUCUUUGGCAUUCACUAGACUUGGUAUUUCUGUCAUUUACUAGACUUGGUAUUUGGCAUUCACCAGCUUUGGCAAUAGCAAGACUUCCACAGACGCGAGACCAAAUUAUUUUCCACUAAAUUCGUUUGACUUACAUGUCUGCUACUAAACCACAAGUGUUUCCUUGAUCCCGCAGGUCAGAGUUAGAUGAAUGGGUCACCUUGCUGGAUAGUUUGAUGUCAUCCUGUCGAGAUGCCUGUUUGUGGUUGAUAGAUUACCUGGCCAGCAGUGAAGGCAACGAAAUAAUCAAGUUGGUGGUAUUUUUUUUUUCCAACAAUCCUUCCUCCACACAUCAAUACAGACAAUCAACAAUCUUUCCACACAUCAAUGCAGGUUAUUAACAAUCCUUCCAUCGCACAUCAAUACAGACAAUCAACCAUCCUUCCACCAUACAUCCAUACAUAUAUCAAAGAUGGUAAUUAGGAUUGCACUGAUUGAUUGAUUUUUGUGGUUAAUCUGGUUUUUUUUAAACUAGUCAGCUUAAAAUAAUGUUUUCUAGACUUACAUUAAGUUUAGACGGUUUUAAUAUAAUCUUGGAUUAUGAGCUUUUUAUCAAAUUUUCACCAUGUAAGGUAUAUGCUAGACUCUAAAUAUCUUCUCCCCCCCCCCCCCCACAGGGAGGGAGGAUGAUAAGAGUGUAGAUCAACAUUAGAUACAUAUUAUAGUAUAUUAUAGUACAUAGUAUAUUAUGCCACUUUUCCAUGUUUAUAAUAAAAAUAAAAUAUAUGUACCAUGUACUGAGGCUUAUCUGUGCAACUCUGUUAUUUACUAUCAAUAAUGCAAUUACAAAACACAUAUUAAUACUGCUAUUAUAAUACACAUAUUAAUACUGCAAUUAUAAGACACAUAUUCAUACCGCUAUUAUAAGACACAUUAAUACUGCUAUUAUAAUACACAUAUUAAUACUGCUAUUAAAGACACAUAUUAAUACUGCUGUUAUAACACAAUUAAUACUGCUAUUAUAAGACAAAUAUUAAUACUGCUAUUAUAACACAUAUAUUAAUACUGCUAUUAUAAGAAACAUUAUUUAAUAUGUCUAUUAUAAGACACAUAUUAAUAUAGCUAUUAUAAGACACACACUGUUGAUUAUUCCAGACCAUUCAUCUUAGAAUGCCCUAGCAAAGAGGUCCGUGUGAUGUUUUGCAAACUUUUAGAGAAAAUGUUUGCCAGUUUUUUCCAUCAUGGAGGUGUUCCUGUAAGUAAACCUUGUUAUCGAAAUAUAUCUUGUUUCACAAAUUUUGAAUAGUUGACCGUUACAAAGUUUGAACAAUUGACCUAUUCCAAGUUUGAAUAACUGAACUUAACCAAGUUUGAACAAUUGACUUUACAAAGUUUGAACAAUUUAUCCUCACAUUAGAUAAAAACCUUGACCUUGAUAUAAGAAAGGAUCUUUGCAGAAGGUGAUAACACAUCGCAUUGACAUUUAGUUAUAAUAAAAUUUCAUUAAAGUCCAACCAUGUCAACUUGUAAAAAUGUUGAAAGCUUUACCCAAUGUUAUCAUUUCCACCAUUUGUCUAUUUCAGACACACCCCAACCUGAACACACUGCUGGAAAACCUGCUGUCAUUACUAGAUAAAGAUGCUGUAGAUUUAGUUAGGAAUAGUACUCAGUAUUUUCUGAUCAUCAGGUCUUACAUACAGAUGGUAAUGAACUCAACUCCUUUAACUUUUAGAUUGCUUUUAAGCAGAUUUUUUUUUCUUCGUUUUUUUUUUUCUAUCCAAAUGUCUCCCAAUAUCUCUUACAACUUUAUGUCCCUAAUAUCUCUUACAAUGUAAUUUCAAAAUGUCUACUCUUACAACUUAAUGUAUCUCUUACAACCUAAUUACCCUAAUAAAUCCUGUCUCCACUAUCUCUUACAACAUAAGUCCUUCACAACUUACAAGGUAAAGUCCCUAAUAUCUCCCACAGUGUUAUGUCCCUAGUAUCUCAUACAAGAAAAUUUCCUCAUUCUGGCUCAUGCUUAAACUUUUAGGGGACAAAAGCUUGUGCACACAUGUUUGGCAGAAAUGGAUUUCAACGUCUGGUCAUCUUCCUUCUUGGCAAUGGUAAUGGGGUAAGUGGAAAUGGUAAUGGGUUAAGUGGCUAUGACGAUUGGGUAAGUGACUAUGGAAAUGGAGUAAGUGGCUAUGGUAAUAUGGUGAGUGGCGUUGGUAAUGGGGUAAGUGGUAAUGGUAACAGAUCUGGUUACUUUUCCCAUUUACAAUUAUGAUUUUGGUGUACAAUAUACAAUUUUGAGAUGCCUUUUAGGAUUUUACGAGGGCACAUGUCAGAAAUACAAUUUAUGAGACGCGAUUUUUAACAAAAAUAUUCUGGUAGUCUUGCAUUUACAUAAAAAAAUAAUAAUACAUUCAUUUUUUAUUGUAGUGUUAUUUUUAGCUUUUACACCCGGCAGUGAAUGGGCCAAGAAAGAAUACGAUUGGUCGGUGACCAUUAUAGUAUAAAAGUUCUAGAAAAUAUUUUUUGAAAUAUAUUUUAGAACACAAAGAAAAUGGAUCUCAAUAAAUUUUGUUUUAUGCUGAACCGACUUAGAGUUUGAACAAUACGUUUCAGCAAUAAUUUUAUUUUGACCAGUGACAGACUGCGAUAAUGUGAUCUGCAUGCACACCCAAAUUUUUAUAGAAGAUACACACCUGCAAUAUAAAAUUCAGUCAUCUACUUUGGAAGUGACCUAUUUUUUUACAUCAUCUUGCCGGCUUGACACCCAAUGCAAUGAGUUAUUGUAUAGAUUAAACUAUUUAAUUCAUUUGCUAUUCCGAGACGAUAUUGUAUAAUUUUGGGCAUUCAAGGGUAACCAGGUCUGUGGUAAUGGGAUAAGUGGCUAUGGAAAUGGGGUAAAUGGCCAUGGUAAUGGGGUAAGUGGCUAUGGUAACUGUCAUUGUAUUUUGACUUUUGAUCAUAGACAAGUGUAUGAUUCACAUUGUCUUUGGAUCAUGGACAUGAUUAUAUAUACUGGUACCAUAACAUGACUAUAUACUAUAACAUUACAAUAUACCAUAACAUGACUAUAUGCCAUAAGAUGACUAUAAACCAUAACAUGACUGUAUACCACACCAUGACCAUAUAUUAUAAGAUGACAACAUACCAUAACAUCACUAUAUACCAUAAUAUCACUAUAUACCAUAGCAUGACCAUAAAUUAUAAGAUUACUAUAUACCAUAAGAUGACUAUAUACCAUAAGAUGACUAUAUGCCACAUAUAACUUGAUUAUGUUGCAGGACUCAGGGAGGAGAUGGAGCUCCAUUCAAGCGCGAGAGUUUGCUCACCUCCAUACAGCUUUGGCUUUGCUCAUUCUAAACUGUGAUGUCAAGGCUUAUCAGACCCAUGGUCAGUCUAUUUUGGCCUAUAGAAUAUUAUAAGUAAUAUAAGACACAUGGUCAGUAAUUUGUGCCUAUUAGACCCGUGGUCAGUAAUUUGUACCUUUUAGACCCUUGGUCAGAGAUUUGUGCCUAUCAAACCCAUGGUCAGUAAUAUAUGACCAACGGUCAGUAAUUUGUGACCUAUAAGUAGUAUAAGACCAAUGGUCAGUAAUUUUGCCUGUAAACUGUAAGUAGUACAAGACUAAUGGUCAAUAAUUUGUGACUAUAAGACCUAUGGUCAGUAAUUGAUGCCUGUCAUACCACAGACUGGCCAUACUACAGGCCAUGGCCAUACUACAGGCCGUGGCCUUACUACAGACUGUGGCCAUACCAUGUUAGCUUGGUAAUAAUGCUGGCAUUUAUCUAUCUGCUUAGAUCCUGGUGAGUUUGGAGAGCGGAAGCCAUCCACUGUACAGCCACACAUCUUUCUCAAGAUGUCCCAGGAAAUGAGUUCAUAUGUGUUUGGUGAAGAGUCACAUAGGUACAUCAAGGAGGUAAGAGUCACAUAAGUACAUCAAGGUGGUAAGUUUACAUAGUUAUGUCAUUGGUGUAAAAGUUACAUAGGUAUAUUAAGAGGAAAGAAUGUAAAAUUUGUUAUGAAAAUGUUAUGUAAGUAAAAAUCAUAGUGAACAUGUUAUGUAAGUAAAAAUUAUAGUGAACAUGUUAUAUGUGUUCAUUUUAUAUUAAACAGGUUAUAAUGGGUGUACGUGAGUUAUCAGGUGGUACACUGGACUCCCUUUUUGAUAUGUUGACGUACUGCAGUUACUGUAACCUUCCAUUUACCCAGGCGAUACUUAAACAGAUUAUGGUAUGUAAAUCUGAAUUAUGGUAUGUACAUCACUAUUUACAUCUGACUUAUUGUAAUUACAUCUGACUUAUGGUAUGUACAUCACUAGUUUAAUCUGACCUAUGGUAUAUACCUCAAUAGCUACAUCUGACUUAAGGUAUGUACAUCACUAGCUACAUUUGACUUAUGGUAUGUACCUCAAUAGCUACAUCUGACUUAUGCUAUGUACAUCACUAACUACAUCUGACUUAUGGUAUGUAUUUCAAUAGCUACAUCUGAAUUAUGGUAUGUACAUCACUAGUUAAAUCUGACUUAUGGUAUAUACCUCAAUAGCUACAUCUGACUUAUGGUAUGUACCUCAAUAGCUACAUCUGACUUAUGGUACGUACAUCACUAACUACAUCUGACGUAUGGUAUUAUCUCAAUAGCUACAUCUGACUUAUGGUAUGUACCUCAAUAGCUACAUCUGACUAUGGCAGUUACUCCACCAUUUAGUCAGCAUCAUAGUUCGGAUCGACUGUAUCAGUUGUUAAAAAUCUGACCAAUCACAUGAUCAUUAUAAACAUUCAAUUUAGCGCUCUACAGUAACCAAGGUUUCCAUGUAUUUUGAAUGCUGUUUAUCUUCUCCCUCCAGUGGCAGUAUUCUAACAUUGCUUCCAAUGAACUGAAGCCCAUCUUCUCCCUCCUGACUAAAAUACUGGUAAAUAAUAUAAGCCUGUCACAAAUAACGAAUUUAUCCAUGAUAAGAAAUCAACAGGGCCUAAUUUUACCUGUGUAAAUAUUUAUGCCAUGUUCCAACAUACAUGAAUUAUGGUCAAGUUAAGACCAUUUUUUUAAUGUCCACAUUUUCUAUUGCAUCCAGAUGCUUGAGGACCCCUUGCAAACUAUCAGACUACAGUAUGUCAUUGAUGGCAUUUUGGAUGACAAUGGAAAGAAAUUUGAAGGUUUGACAAGUAAGUCUUUAUUUAACUUCUACCGUCCCAUUCUUGUCAACCUCCGACAAGUAAGUCUUUAUUUAGCUGCUGCCAUCUCACUUUUGUCAACCUCCGACAAGUAAAUCUUUAUUUAACCUCCACCAUCUCAUUCUUGUUAACUUCUACCAUCUCAAGAUUUUGCCCAUCUUCUCUUCCCCCCACCCAGAUGUUAUAAGGUUGAAUCAUGUGUCAGACAGUCGCAGGUCCUACCAGUGCAUCAAGUUCCUGGUGGCUCUGAUGAGCAAGUCAGCAGUAGCUAAAGACUUUCUACUUAAGACACCAUCAAAAUGGCAGUGGGCAGUCAACUGGCUCAAAAAGAAGGUAUACAUUCGGUAGAGUUUACAUUUUGAGGAUGGUCAAAGUAUUGUAAGGUUACCUCAAAGUAAGUUACCCCAGAAGGUUGCAUUUGGAAGUGUUAACAUUUUGAGGAUGGUAAAAGUAUUGUAAGGUGGCCUCAAAGUAAGUUACCCCAAAAGAUUAAGUUACCUCAAGGUCAUAGUAAGAUAAACUUAAAAGUAAGGUAACCUCAAAUUAAGAUACCCCAAAGAUAGUUACCAUUAGGAUGUUACAUCAAGGUAAAAAAAACAACCUAAAGGUUAAGUUACCUCUAGGUAAGACGAUGUACCUUAUAGCUUCCUGGUGUUUAAGCAAAGACCAUUGAUCAGGACAUUUUACAUUUUGAUAGAUCAGGACAUUUUAAAUUAUGAUAGAUCAUGUACUUUUUACAUUAUGAUACAUCAUGAACUUUUUACAUUAUGAUAGAUCAUGAACUUUUUACAUUAUGAUAGAUCAUGAACUUUUUACAUUAUGAUAGAUCAUGAACUUUUUACAUUAUGAUAGAUCAUGAACUUUUUACAUUAUGAUAGAUCAUGACAUUUUAAAUUAUGAUAGAUCAUGACAUUUUACAUUAUGAUAGAUCAUGACAUUUUACAUUAUGAUAGAUCAUGAUAUUUUAAAUUAUGAUAGAUCAUGACAUUUUACAUUAUGAUAGAUCAUAACAUUUUACAUUAUGAUAGAUCAUGACAUUUUACAUUAUCAUCAAUUUUUAAUUCGUUUUUGGAUGUCCUCAUGAAUUUACAAAAUAAGUUUUAAAAUGUAGGUUUUUAACCAAAAAAGCUUCAAAAAAUGAAGAAAAAAAAUUUUUUUAGAUUACCAGGAAGAAACAUAGCUGCUACUCACAUUAGUCACUAUUGGUCUACAAAUGCCAUAAAUACACACAAUGGUAUAGACAAAUGUUUCCAAGAAAUGAAUUUCAACUGCUGUUCCACACAAUGCUGCAUGCUUCUGAACCUGAUGGGCAAGGAGCAGCUGACAAUGAGCCCCUUGUGUCACAGCUGGUGGAUGUCCUCCUGACUUAAACAGUAGUGGAUGUCCUCCUGACUUAAACAGUGUUUGGUGUCCUGCUGACUUAAUCUGAAGUCGGUGUCCUCAUCUCCUAAGAUUGAUCAAGGGUUUAGUCAAACAAAAAUGUCAGCAGCUUUUUUUCUUUUUUCAGAUGAGUGACCACAACUAUUGGAGUUCAACUUCAUCACAAAGUCUUUCAAAUGAGGAUUCCAAUCGCAAGUCUUUCCAGAGGACUCAGAGUGCUCAGGUUGGUUUUCCCAUAUGUGGCAGUCUAUUUUAGUUAUAGUAUCUACGAGUCCAGCUGCCAUAAGGCGGGGCCAUUCAAAACGCUGCCCUUAAACUGAUUUUAAAUGGCCCACCACAGCUUGAGAAACUUUUAUGUGGAGGGUGAAAAUAUUUUCCAAACGCUUGCAUAGACUCAGAGUUGUUGGAAAAUCAUGUGAGAGCACACGAGAGGUUGUUACCUGGAAAAGGAGGGAGGUCACAAAAGCUAAGAAGUGGGAUGGCUCAACAGGUAGCAGUGAUUUAUGUUAAGCACAUCAGCAGAGCAACCAUUUGGGAAUCUGGUUGACAUAAAAUCGGAUACUAUCUUCUCUUUUUUCAUGUUGCUUGUACAGGGGAGAUGUCAUGGCAGGGUGUCAGAUAUAAUUACUAAUGGCACUGGGACAGAUGCUUGUACAGGGAAGAUGUCAUGGCAGGGUGUCAGAUAUAAUUACUAGUGGCACUGGGACAGAUGAAUGGGGAAACCAAAAUUAACUUGAUGUGUAGCUGUUUGGUCAUUGUAAAAAUAUCCAUGUCCCCACCAUUGGGACCAAUUUAGAUGAAAUAGAUGGGUGAACACAGCAGGUAAACUACUACGCUUUGUGGGAUAAUAAUAAUAUGACAGUAAAGUCAUCAGAGCAGUGGCAUAGGAAUGGGUGUGGAGGAGCAUUCCGCCUCAGGCGGGCACUUUUUUCUUCAUAUGGAGGGGUGGCAUUUUCGUGGACAGGAGGUGGCACAUAUCUUGGCCUGCCCCCGAGCGGCACUAACUCUAGCUAGGCCACUUGGUCCUAGUAAUCAAAAUGGGAGCUGAGAUAUUUGAGGUGUUACAAUGACUACGGUAGGCAGUGUGAACCGUUUAUGAUUGAUGUCUUAUCGUGAUCUUGGGGACAAGAACCUGGUAUUGAAAGAUCUGAGCAUAAGAUGUGCAAUGACUAGAAAGCAGGAUACAAGAAGUGUUUGUUUGUAGUUAUUGCGAUUCAGUCAGAGGGGAAUUGUGAGACAGUAAGAACAAUUCUUGAAAGUUUUUUUUUUUAAACAAACCUAAGAACUCAUGGCCAAAUAAAUUCUGGAUGAAGUCAUGUUUCUUCUGAUGGAUUUUCACAACUAUGGAAAUAUGAUUAAAAAAACAUUUGACCAUGUUUUUGGAAGCACCGUACAUCAGUGAAGCCAUAUUCUCUGUACUGGCCAACGUCAAGUCCAAAGAACGUAACACUUUGGUGAACAUUAAAAUAUCUAAUGAGGGCAGGUUCUACUUAUAACUAUCGCUACCUCAAAUUAAAAAAAAUUGUUAUAUUCUUGAUGAGCUGAUAAUGCUAUUGGAUCUAAUACUCUUUAUGACUUUAUGCUUACGGUAAGACGUCAUGAUAAUGAGAGCAAUUUUCUUUUUAAAAAAUUUUUAAUCUUUCUGUUGCGGCCCUGUGGUUCGCAGAAAAUUUUUUUUUUUUUUUUUUGGCCCCUUAGUAUCCACAACCCCCUACUACCCACAACCCUUUAAUACCUAAAGCCCCCUACUACCCACAGCCCCUUAAUACCUGCAGCCCCCAACACCCACAGCUGCCAAACACCCAGAGCCCUCCAACACACACAGUCUAAAAUAAGAUUGGUCUUUUUUCAGUACACACUCCAGGAGGCCACAGCUUUACUGACAGAGAUUGAGAAUCAGGAGUUCAACAACAACAACAUCAGUGAUAAUGAUGUAGAUAUCAACCUGACGGCAUUCACGGGUGCAGAUGUUAGUGUGACAGCCAACAUUGCGGUGGACAAACCGUCGGCGAGCACAUCAACUGUCAACACCACUUGGACAAAUACGGAACAGCAGACAUCUCCACUGGGAAAGACGGAGGACCCCAGCUUGGACAUAGACUAAAAUUAUAGAAGAUACAAGAUUGUGCAUAGACUAAACAUUUGGAAAUAACAAGAUUGGAUAUAGAAGAUACAAGAUUGGACAUAGACUUAACAUAAUAUAGAAGAUACAAGCUUAGAGGAAGUUUGAACAUUUUAUUCAAAUAAAAGUGUACACAGAUGUAAAUUUAUAUUUCCCUUUGAUGCUGUUAGAUCAGAGAAAUGAUGUGUCAGAUUUGAUGACCUAAUGGGUCGUGUCAUCUGAUAAGUCGCUAUCAGGUCAGCUGAUAAGAUGAUAUGUAAGGUCAGCCUAACAUGAUGCUGGAAAAUUCAUAGCUUUGCAUAUCUUUUAUAUUGUGAAGCAAUGUCCAUUCUGGCAACUUGACGAUGCCUGUUUAUUGGAGCACUAACAGCUUGUGUCCUGAAAUCAUUGUAAGCGAUUCAGUCCUAGACAUAACAACAAGAUCAGAGAAGCUUUCACAGAAAAAAAAUCCAGUGGAAAUCCUUGAUCCACUUAAAUCGUCUUCAAGAGAUCAGAGUUUGAAGAGAUCUCAUUUUAAAAGCAUAGGUGGUUUGGGAUUUAUAAAAAAAAUAGAGGGGUUUUUAGAUGUGAAACAAAAUAAAAGGUUUCAGAUAUAGUAACAAAAGGGUUUUAAAUGGAUUUUAUGACUACAGAGAGGGUGGAAGAUGUUCACAUUUUAAAGUAUGCCCUUCUGCAGAUUUUAAUUUUUUUUUUUUUUUUAAUUCUCCCUGGGUGGGGAUCGGAGUGUUCUAAUAAAUCUAUAAAUGAUUCGGAACUCUCUUUUUGAUGAAAGUUAGAGAAGAUGUUGUUUUAUCUUGUAUAAUAAGUUUAGCUCAUCAAGUUAGAGAAGAUGUUUUAUCUUGUUUAGCUCAUCAAGCUUUCAACUUUUUAAAACUCUCGUUGUACCCGGAUCAAGUGCACUCAAUAAAUGCUGGGGCAGAGUUAUGGACUUUCUCUAUUUUUACAUGUCAAAGAGCUUACAAAUCCCUGUGCAAUUCUCCCUGCUUGUUAUGUAAAUAUUUUUACUGUUUGCUAGAAAUAAAACAAAUGGUUUUUUUUUUAGAGGUUCUAUUAUCUGAUCAUAAAUGUGUGUACAUGUGCUGACUGAUUUAGCCCAUAAAUGUGUGUACAUGUGCUGACUGAUUUAGCCCAUAAAUAAAUGUGUGUGCCGGUACACAUGAUGAAUGAUUUUAAUUGUAAAUGAUGUUUACAGUUGUCACUUGUUUCAACUGACCAGUUGUACUACAGCAGUUGAUACCAACAAGGAGUUUAGAGGUUAGUUUAAAGUAAGGUAUUUACUUGUCAUGUGACCAUAACUUUAAGAAAUGGUGGUGACCUAAUGCAUAGGGGAGAUUACUAUCUUUGUGCCAACCCCUUGUUCCAAGUAUUUGAAACACUGCACUACUCUAUGCCAUAUGUAAUCAUGAUAUGCAGUUGAUGUCAACCAUUUUAUCAUGUCAUAAUCUUGAUUAUAUAAAUAUAGAAUAUACAUAAAUCAAACAUGUCGAAUAAAAAAUAUGAUUAAAACAUUUAUGCAGUAACCAAUGAGACAGACAUUUUCAUGUGGAAUCUUUAGUUUUAGUGAGUUGUGGCCCUUAUUUGUUUUACAUCUUAUUGAUAUUGAUAGAUAGCAUUACAAUUAUAGACCAGACAGAGAUUUAUUAACUUUGCAAUAGAAGCACAGAUUCAUUAAGAUUAGAAUACACCCACAAAGUUAUUAACAAUAGAGUAGACAGACACUGAUUUUAUAACAUUAAAAUUACAAUAGACACACAGAUUUGUUCAAUAUAAACUUGAACUAAAUAUUUGAAUUAAAUAAAUCAAUAAGAC